GGCGAGGCCUGAGGCGGGGAAAGAGGCGGAGCGGCGGCUGAGGCGGCAGCGCGCGAGAGGAGAGCGAGCGGAGCCGCCGGCGCCAGAGAGAGGAGAGAGGAGGAAGCCGGCCCUCUUUAAGGUUCCGCUUCCCCGCCGCUCAGGUGAGGUGACGGCCUUCCUCUCGGUGGCGACGCCGCUGAGGGAAGGGGCGAGGGUUUGAGGGGCGCCAGUAGGCCGCGAGGGGGAGGGGGAGGGCGCGGCUCGAGGGGAGGGGGAGAGGUUAAGCAUGGACUAAGGUGAGCCCUGCGGCUGGAUCAGGCCCGAGGGUGCCUCACCCAGCCCAGCUAUCCUGUUCCCGCAGUGGCCGAGCGGGGGAAACCCGCCACAGCGCUUUCCCACAGAAUGGGAAGGGGUCCCGAGGGUCAUCUAGUCCAGCCCCCUUGCAAGGCAGGGGUAGAUACAGUACAGUGGUUCAGUGGUUAAGUACUUAAUUCGUACUGGAGAUCUGUUCUUAACCUGAAACUGUUCUUAACCUGAAGCACCACUUUAGCUAAUGGGGCCUCCCGCUACCGCCGUGUGAUUUCUGUUCUCAUCCUGAAGCAAAGUUCUUAACCCAAGUUACUAUUUCUGGGUUAGUGGAGUCUGUAACCUGAAGCAUCUGUAACCUGAGGUACCACUGUAGUGGUAGGCGAAUGGACCCUCCUAUCUCAGACUCAAGCAUCAAAUUGCCCGACAAGCAAAGGUGCUGUUUAGCAGCAAACAAAGUACAUAGGUAGAUAGAUAAACUUUAUUCGCAUUAGCCAACGGCCAUAGCAACAUAAAACAAGCAAUAUAUACAAUUAAAAAGACAACAGUGGGUAAAAAGGACAAUAAAAUGAUCAAGAUUAUCGUUCAGAUAUUGGCCCUUAAUCUCAUUGCACCCUUGAUAAACCUAACAAGGCAGGGAUAUGCAGGUGGCCCGUAUGGGGAUCGGAACUUGGGGUCUUGAACCGCCAAACUUUCUCCCCUCCUGUGAUUCCCAGCAACUGGUAUUUGGAAGCACCGCUGCCUCCAGCUGGGGACGAAGAGCCUUUGGUAGCCCUCUCCUCCUCCAUGAACCAACAUUUAAAAAGCCAUUCAGGUUGUUGGCCCUUGCCCCUUCCUGUGGAAGGGAGUUCCAGAGUUUAACUGUGCGUUGCAAGUCUUUUCUUUUAUCCGGUCUUACUCUUCCAACCUUCAGCUUCCUACAGGAGUGUUAUGGGAGACAGAGAAAAACUUCUCUCUAUCCACUUUCUGCAUGCAAUGCAUAGUUUUAUAAAUGAUCAUGUCGCCUCUUUUUUAAAGCGUUUAUUAAUUUUCCAAUAAAAACAUCCAGUUAACAUAUCAAAUCAAAUCCAAUAAAAAAAGGUCCAAUUGUCUUCCAAAUUGUAAUAAUUUUGUUUUGACUUCCCACAGUCUGAAUUUCAAAGCGCAUUCAACAUCAUAGUCCUGCCUCUCAUCAUCCUCAAUGUUAUUCAUAAUUCCAUGUCCGAUUUUUCCCUUCCACAUUUUGACUCUGGUUCUACGAUCCUCACUCAUGUCAGAAAACCGAUACUUUUUCUUUUCUUUGGAGUGCAGAUUUGUCCGUAUAUUGUACUCCUUGAGCUGUUUUUUCAUCACACCGCUUCAUUUAAUUGCAUCCAAUUUCAAAGUUCUGUCCAGCUCUUUGAGAGUUGUUAUUUUGGCAGCUCCCAGAUUGUUAAUCUUUCCCGUCCAGGUGUUAUCAAAGAAACAGAGAGAAAUUUCCUUCUGUACCCUCCUUGUUGAUUUAUCUUAAACAGACUGUUUGCAAUGUAGCCAUAUAUCAGACAGUUAGCAAUUGGCCUUUGGAAUCUUCCCAGUCCCCCCUCCGGGCCCUAGAGGGGGGAUCAUGUCGCCUCUUACUCAGGCGGCUUCUAGGGGCAGGCUGAGGAGGAGGUUAUAUGUGUGUUAAUGAACCAGUAUAAUUUUUUAAAUCCCGUCCUUCUUAAGAGUUGAGGGUAGUAUAUGGUCUGUCCGUUCAAUAAAAAUAUUUACAACAACCCUGUUAGGUGAGUGACAUUGCAGGAUGUUCCUGCUUCACUUCUCUCCCCACCAGUAAAUAUCACUAAUAAAUUGUUAUACCCUUAUGCGCCACCUACCAAGUGAGGUCCAUUGCAAUAUAUGGUAACAAAAGGUGAUGUGGCACCUUGAAGAUUAACGCAUUUUAUUGUGCCAUAAGCUUUCUGAUGAAUCCACAUAAGUGCACGCUUUAACAAAAGGUGUCAACCUUUUUAAGACAGUGCAAGACUUUUUGUUUUUAGUGCCACAGAUUAAGCUAGCUAACCCUUCAAUGUAUGCUAACACAAAUCCCUGUAGCUGAAAACUAGCGUGUCAUGGAGAAAGGCAGUGGUCUAACUUUCUCUCCAUUAGGCAAUGAUUUAUUUAGCUUGCUCUGUGGGUGUGGAGGAGUAUUUGAUUUUCAACACUUACAGCCCAAACACAUGUCUACCACAUAAGAAAAGGCCUCAGGUAACUCAAUAUGGGGCGAAAACUAUUAUAGUCUUCAGUGUGCUCUAGGGAUGUAGGAAGGGACAAAGUAGGGCUGUCUGUACUUACUUUGAGGAAGCCCUGUUGGGCAUUCAUGCAUAGGUUUGACAUGAGGGGUAGGGAUGAGAAAAGUAUAGAAUGGAGGGAACUUUCUAGGUUGGAGGGGCAGAGUGAGCAUGGAAUGUCAUGUUGCUUCUGGCUGGAGUAGAAAGAGGACUCGGCUUUACACAUACAAGCUUGCCAGGCUAUUCUUCUUUUUCAAUAGAUGAUAAUAUUUUUUCUGUGGUUUUUUCCCCCCCUCCUCUUCCUCUUAAAGGAGCCCAGAGAAGUGUGUAGCAGAGUAAAAAAUACAAUUGUUAACACCUAAAACAUCUAAAAAGUACAAAACUAAAACAGUAUAGCACAAGUGCAGUACUGUCAGCACUGCUCGAUUUACAUCAGAUUUAUUUCCACAAAUCCUGAGCAAACGGGCAUGACAUCUAAAAGUAAGCAAUGGGUUUGAGUCUGGUUUCACUACUCACAACACCACUUAUUAUAGCAUUUUCAAGUGUUAAUGCUUGCAACAGACCUGUAAAGUAUGUUAGUAUUAUUAUUAUCUCCCAUUACUGUGGAGGGACUGAGGCUGAGGGACAGUUGCUUGCCUAAAGCCACCAAGGGUGUUCAUGGCAGAGGCAAGCUUUGAACCACAGACAUCUUUAUUCAUAGCUCAGGUUGCUGCUCACUAUGCUAAGACGCUUUUCCCUUCAAAGAGAUGCUGUGUCUGUUAACAGUGAACAGCUUAUUUCAUGAUGCUAACAGGAAAUGGCUUACUUCAUGAAGCAAGUGGUUGCAUUAGCAAUGCCCUAUACCUCUACUCUUGUGUCAUUACUUUCACCGUCACAUUUUCCUAGUGUGUGUUCAAAUACAUUCCCUGCAACCCUGUGAGUCAGUGAGGGAGAAACUAGGCUUUCAGGAGUAUCGGUGUGAUUAAGAAAAGAAGUGCACAGGUCUACAUGAUAGACUUCUUCGCAGUUGUGAAAGCAAAUAAGUGGGAGUUUUGGUAAUCAGUUACAGUGGUACCUUGGGUUACACACACUUCAGGUUACAGACUCCGCUAACCCAGAAAUAGUACCUCGGGUUAAGAACUUUGCUUCAGGAUGAGAACAGAAAUCGCACAGCAGCGGCGCACCAGCAGCAGGAGGCCCCAUUAGCUAAAGUGGUGCUUCAGGUUAAGAACGGACCUCCAGAACGAAUUAAGUUCUUAACGCGAGGUACCACUGUAUUAUGUUUGCCUUUAUGUGCCUUCUUAUGUAGCCAGGUUUUAGCUAAGUCUAGUCUCUUAAUGUGAUGUCUAGGUGGUUGUUUUUAAAUGUGUAACUUUUAUUUUUUAUGAAUUGUUGGUCAGCAAUCUAGGGAUUUUCUUCUAAAGAGAGGCAGAAUAGAAAUCUUAAAAUUAUCUAUGUUAUAUUUAAAAGUAAUGAAACAAUGUAGUGUCUGUGUCGAGACCUAGUUGAUGACUUAAUUAUAUUAUCCAUUAAAUAACAUGCAAAUGUUCCCUUUUGAAAUAAACUUCACAUUAUGUUGCCUUGAGGGCAGAUAGAGUGAUAACAUUUCUCCUUGUAAAAAAUGGAUCUGGGUUGAUGCAAUAUGAAAUCUUCCUGAGGAGAAAGAAUGUAGGUCUCAGCUGGUUUGGUUUAUGGACAGGAAGUAAGGUUUUAAAAAGGGGUUUUUUUUGGUGGGGGGGGAUGUGCACCAGUGUUGUGUAGUAUAAGAUCAUCCUGCUUUGCAGCUGGUAAGCAGGAUUAUCUGAUCCUGCACAGUGCUCCUCCUUCACAAGUGGGAAGCUGAUCAUGAAGGAGCAGCAACCAGCACUUCACAGGAUUGGAUCCUCCUGCUUAACAGUCCUGAUCCUGUGCAGUGCUGCAGGAAAACCUCUUGCAAAGCAUUACCCACGCUCUACAGGCUUGAUGCUGUUUUACGGAGGCAUUGGUCCCGCAUGGCAGGGGUGUUGAACAGGGUGGAGAGCUAUGGCACUGAGUCUACCUUCUCCCAGGAAGACAGCCAGGUAGGGCUCAGUCUGGCUCUUCUUCCUGCCCGAUGUCCCAUCCCCUGACAGCCAGGGAUCGCUCUGGGCCCAUCCAACCUGACUCACAGCAAUCCUUGGUUGUGUGUGGUGGACUCAUCCUUGACCCUCUGAAUGUUCCUGAUGUGGCUCAGCGCAGAGCCCCAUUACUCACCAUGGCAAAACACCAAUAAUAUACUAUAGUCAUGAAGCAGUGGUGACAGUUGUUUUGUGGGACAUGAAAGGGAAAACCAUGUUGCUUUGGUACAUGGCAAAGCAGUAAAAGUGUGGAAGGGGACCGUGCUAUGUGUACACGUCUAGUGUCGGUUCUAUAGCUAGCACAGUAUGUUGCAUGUCGCAUGCAGGCGAUCCUGAUUGUAGUAUGCAUUGCAAGCUGGUUUUGAACUGGGCAGUUAUGGAAAAGCCAGUGGCAUUCUCACAAUUGCUGCAGUGCCCUUUCCCACAGAAAGUGCUGUUGGCCAUAUCUGUGAUUGCUUUAUUUGCAUACUACAGGCGUGUAGCACUAAGGACUCCCAUAGGAAAUAAUGUAUUGCAUGAAGCAGGUAAGCAAAUGGAAUUAAGAGACGUUCUUUGGGAGUCCACAAAAGGAAAUUCACCUUGUUUUCUACCAUAAUUUCUUUUGUUAGCUCAGACAGAAAACUACAUUAUCCUCAAGGCUCUUAUCUAGUGGAAUUUACAACUGUUUUUUUGUUUUUGUUUUUUUAAAACCAAGCAUAAUAUGGAUUGUUAAUCACUAACCUACAUUUCCAUUGCUGCUAUUCAGGGUGGCAGUUCACCAGGGAUCACCAACCUUCUUGGGCCUGAGGGCACAUUUGCAAGCCAAUUAAACUGUUGUGGGCACCACAACCAAGCGCACACACACUGCAACCUGUUAUAUUGGUUGCAUAGGAAUGCUUCUCUCAGGGUGUUGUGGGGCCAGAACCCUGUGGGUUUUAAAACGGCCUCUAUGGGAAACACAGAUGCCACGCUUGCAACCUUCGCAGUGCAUAUUAAAUGUGUGUUCUGACCUGCAUUUAAAUAUUUAUGAUCUUUCUAUUCUACUCCCCUUAAAGGACAGUACUAUGUGUGGGUUGUUGGGUUUUUUUGAAAAAUAGUGAUUAGCCAUAAUUUCGUAUGGAAGAGACAUGGUGCCAGGCUGGGAAAAUGUGGGAUAAAAAUCAAACUCUUGCUGUGACUCUGCAUGAUGUCUCAGUCUCUGAGAAAUCAGUAUUUUGGUAUGGCAGAACCUACCUGUGCUUUGGAACUGCCUAGCAGUAACAGGCAGGCACCCUUGCUAAACUGUUUUAGAUCCUUGCUAAAACAUAUUUAUUCCAGUAAGUCUACCCAUACAUAUAACAUACGUAUGUAUAUUUGGUUUUAAAACGUUGCUGAUUUUAUAUGUGUAUUAUUGAUUAUUAUUUCUUGUGCACUGCCCUGUAUAUAUAUUUGUACAUUUUUUGAGGUGGUGGGCUUUUCUUUAGCCAGGGUGGUCCUGGCGAUGUAGGGUACUUAUUUAUUUAUUUAAAAAAUUAUAUACCACUUGAUUGCAGAAGAAACCUCAAAGUGGUUUACAAGGAAAAAAAUUUAUGAGUAUAAUUUUACAACCAUAAUUUAAAACGUACAGAAAAUUAAAACCACAAUAGAAUAAGCUAUGACAAUUUAAAACUCAAUCAAACUUUCUAAUCUGAGAAGGGUUGUCUAAAUAAAAAUGUUCAUCAGGCACCGAAAAGAAUACAGGGAAGGAAUGUAUGCACAUCCAAGCAUUUGGGCAAUUUAUUGGAUACAUUGUUAACUUCAUUCAGAGUUCAUUAUAAGGUUGAUAAUUUUACUAGAUGCUAGGUUUCUCUCAACACCUUACAUAGUGAGUCUUUUAUUAUUGUUGUUAUAGAUUUAUAUAUACACCCUGCCAUUUUCCCUGACGAGACUCAAGAUAAAAACAAGAACCGCUAAAAAAAAAAAAUGUUUCUCCUCUGAGGAUUUGUGAGUGAAAUCCUUUGUAUGAAGUCAUUGGGUUGGGUCCAGAGAUCAGUGAGUGGAAAGGAAAAAAUGCUAAUCCAGGACUUGAAAAGUAAGAUAUUUCGGAGUUUGAGAGCACUUCCAUAUGUAUAGAGUUUGCAAUCAUGGACAGGCAAGUCACGACAUAGCUGUAAGAAGUUACUUGCAGAUAAACUAAAAAAAAUCUUGCGCGAAUUUGUGUCCCUGCCAUGCUUAACUAAAAUAUUGAGUUGUCAGUAAAACGACAUCUCCAUCUUGCUCGCUGCCGAGCUCUGUUUGAUUAGGCCAAAGCUAUAGGAAAUACGUUCACAACUGGGUGUGCUGUGAUGCCAUCUCUGACAAUUAGCCUGUUGUGUUGCUUUCUUAGAUUUCUGCCUCUAACAAAAGCACAGCUAAAAGGCCAUAAGAUUAAUUUAUGUGUCGUUCCAUGCCGUAUUCACAAUAGGAAGCGCUGUGGUUGAGUAAGAACAUUCAUGUUGUGCAUCUUAAGGCUUGAGGGAUGGAAGGAAGUGGUCCUUUUCAUCUAAGAAUCUAAGAGUUGGAAGGGAUCCUGUAUCUGAUCACUCACUUGCUUUUCUUUUUCCCCUGCCACCUGAUUACUUUCCUUAUUUUCUUUUUCCUCCCCACUUUAUCUCCACAUCAUUUCUGCCCUCCCUGAUCCCUGACCUCAGUACUACUAAUCUUUUCUUCAUCUCAUGAACAUCCUCUCUGUCUCUUGCUUCAACUUGCCUUCGCUUGGCCCAGCCCUUGAGUUCUUGUUCUUUGCUCACUCUCAGGUCCUUGCUUGUCAUCUCUGGAAUUUAACUCUCAUUUCAUAUUUUGCAUAGUACUAAUUUGCACAGAUUCCAAUAACCUCACUAUUCUAAUACCCCUGUUGUAUGUAGGUCCCUAGUUCUGAGCAUUGUCUCAACAAAAGGCCAGUUCUUGCACCAUUUAAUUUUAAUUGGGAUCAAAUACCAUAAGGUUAACACUUAAAACCCUUUUUCUUUAUAUUUGCACAAAGUGAAAUGGUUCUAUUUGCAGCUAGCAUCCAUGCAUUGUUAUUAAUGAACUUAUGAAAUGGAAAUAAAACACCACAUUGUUCUGCAGUUUCUGUUCUAGCAUCUUCCCUCCCCGCAAAAGUCUCAUACAUUAUGUUAUCUUGUUGUGGAAUAAUAUCUGCUAUAAUUGCAAUACCAGUGCACUGAGGCUUCUCAAAACAAGCAUUUGGAUGAGGUUACUGGCCUAGUAAUUUGUAACCAUAAUGUUCCUGAUGCUUUCUAACUAUGAUAGAGAGGUCCUUGGUAGUAAUAGCAGUAGCCUUUCCAGUUGCAGCAACUGAAAAUUUUAAAUGCUCAGUUCAGUCAGCUGCCAAACUAUGAUUCAGGAAGCUUAACAGUGGUUGAUGUGAAUCUGAAUUGACACGCCAUGGUUUGCAAUUCUACAGCAAAUGGAAACUGGAAAGUACAUUGUUCUGUUCACUGUUAAACUGUGUUCUAAGACAUCCUCUUGGUUUGUGCAGAGUAACUAGUCCUUGUCUUUUGCUUGGCCCUCAUCUGCACCCCAGAAAACCCCAGAAACCUUCAUGGUGUGAUGAAGUUCUGUGGUAGAUGUUGAGGGAGUUAAAAUGUCAACAGGGAAAGGAAUCCUUGAUGUAGCUUAAAACUAUUACUUUUUAAGACAUCUACCAUUCUGCAUUUUUCAGUUCAUAGAGGUAUCAACCAUCAGUUCAUGAAAGGAUGAGAGAUAUUUUUAAGCAAGUCAAAAUUAUAGACACUGUCCUUUUACAGUUUCCUAAUUUGGAGUGUGGUAGUGCUUUGGGAAUAUUUGCAAUUGUUGUUCAGCAGACACCUUUGGCACAUGUUCUGUGAAACUUAGUGCUAGAGAAACCAUGACUUGUGAGAACGGCUCUGCAAGAUCAGUUUUGGUGCUGAAUGGUAGUUCUGACUCACAAAUUAAAACACAGCCUCAAACUUGCAGUAGAACAAAAUGUAUUGAAAUAAUAAUAGAAAAUUAAUGAGAACAUGUUAUAAUCCAUGGAUUUGCCUUAAGUCUUUUAAUUGUUAGGAAACUAUUUCCACCUACUAUGGAAUUGUAGUACUGAUUGGAUAAAAUGCUUAAACUGUGCUGAUUCCAAAUUUUGUUGUUGCAAUACUGCAAUUAUUUUGGGAAGGAGCCUUUCUCUUCCAUUAGAGAGAUGAUUCUGAAACCUGUUUCUUCUCUCCACCGCACAUUUUAUCUUCUAGAACUGAAGUUGUAAUUUGAGGUGUUAGUUACAUCAUCUUUGUAGGUGAACUCCCUAGCUACUUCUGCUGCUGCUAUACGAAUAAACAAAGAGAGGUUCAUGAGUAGUUCAGUUGUUGAGAACUUUACAUUUGCCUUGUUCGUUUUGUUUACUGUUACGGCCAAGAUUGUAUUGCUAUUGGUUCACUGCUGUUUUUCAAAGCCCAAAGCAGCUCCAUCAUCUUACUUGGUUAAUGAUGGAAGAAUGCAAGGUAGCUCUGAACCUGCCAGCAAAACCUACAUUAAAAAGGAUAGUGCAGAUGAGCUUCUGUGUUACUGCUUCUUUUCUCCCAAUCAGCAAUAACAGGUUAGAAUCUACUUUCCCGUGUGUGUUCCUGCUUUAUUACAAGGGAGCAAGUGAGUUUAUUGCUGAGAACCAUAGAAUUUUUAUUUAGUUCAAUAUUUCCUUCCUCUCCCCUCUGUCCUCAGUAUUCUAAUCUAAGGGUGUUCACUAGAUAGAACAGAACACAUACUACAGAGAACAAGCCACAGUUCUGAGAGGUCUUGAAGUUCAAAUUCUUGAACUGGUCAGCCAGGAUUUGCAAACAUUGUCCAGCUUCCAGUGACAAGUGCUUCAGUUAUAACCAUAGGAAGGGCUCUGUUCUCACUUUGCUUUUGUGUGUACCUAUAUAUUGCAAGGGCACAGUCCUUCCCAUGAGAACGAAAAAGGAGAACAGUGGUGUAUUGGUAUUACUGAGUUCACUCUGUUACCAUACUCACAAAGUAGGGUCAUUGUUCAGUUCACAGUCCUGGUCUUCAAAACCGAACUUUUUCUCUAGGAAACUGACUUGCGCAGCAAUUUUCAAAUGGAGCUAACCUAAAGCUGAGAACUCAUGAAAAUGCCUCAACGAUUGCUGAAGGAAUUAGGGCAGCUAAGACUUACUAGUUCUUAAGUCAUCUUUUUAUUGUUAGUAUGGAGACAUCUUUUGUGUUUGAAGAGGGGCAGUUGUGACAGGUGUUGCUUCAUGGAUUUAUUUUGGUAAGUGGGCAACAGUGAACUUUAUAUGGUGACUGUUUCAAUGGUAUGGAGAUUAACUGCUCCAAGUUAAUCCCUAGGAUUAAUCCCAAGGAGUGAGAAGGAGGCGAUGAGUAAGGUGAGAAGUGUUUGUGCUGGAGGUUUUGAUUCUGAUGAUCAGAGAGCAUGCCUGGAGUAUGUAGGAGAUUGCUGGUGUCUGCUUAACUGAUGUAGUGAAAAUCCUAUUUCAAAGUACAACUCUUUUGCCUUUCUAUGCUAUGAUGAUCUUGGGGAUGGUUAUUUAACGGGCAGGGUUAUCUGUGACAACUCUCCUGCAAGAAAAGUUACAAAGUUUGUGGCCAUUUAGUUUUGGGAAAAGCGGAAUAAGGGAGGACAUGGUAAGAGGUGCAUAAAAUUAUAUAGUGUUGAGAAAGUAGAUAGAGACAUUUCACAACCACCUUCCCACCCCCCACACCAUAAUACUGUACUAGACUCUGGGACCAUCCCAGUGAAACAAAGGGUCAGGAUAGACAAAAAGUAUUUCUUUGCACAGUGCAUAGGAAUUUGUUACCCCAAGAUGCCCCUGACUUGUAUGGUUUGAAAGGGAUUUAGACAAAUUCAGAGUGAAAGGGUAAGGUUGUCAGGAAUUAUAUGCUACCCUCUUUACCCUUUGCCUAGUACCUGUGUUUAUAGAAAUAAGUGUUUUAUUUUGUGUGAAAUUUCACAUGAUAUUGACAAACAUCAGGGGUCUCUCUUCCUGCCUGUUAUAUGACGCAGACAUUGUGAAAUUGUAUUGCCAGAGAGAGUAGCCUGGAGUCUCAUUUCUCUCUUCCUCGUUUUUCUCCUUUAACUCUCCUCAGAUCGCUUUUGAUAACUUCAAGCCAAAUACUUCUCCAUUCUCGUAUUUCACUUAACUUGAUUGCAAUUUAAAGGAAUAAACCAGCUGCUUUCUUGUUUUGCCCUUUUCCCAAGUGAGUGAAGCAAAUUACACCUUUGCAGCUUCAAUGCUACAAUUUUGUUUUCAAACAUUGAGAUGAAAUAUUCAGAUAAGCACCAGCAAAGUACUGAACUCAUCUAGAGCUACUGUCUCUAGCAACAUAACGAAAAGCUAAAGUUCUCAGGAGGAAGGGUGGGAUCUAAAUUUAAUAAAAUUCAUAGAAUCAUAGAGUUGGAAGAGACCACAAGGGCCAUCGAGUCCAACCCCCUGCCAAGCAGGAAACACCAUCAGAGCACUCCUGACAUAUGGUUGUCAAACCUCUGCUUAAAGACCUCCAAAGAAGGAGACUCCACCACACUCCUUGGCAGCAAAUUCCACUGUCGAACAGCUCUUACUGUCAGGAAGUUCUUCCUAAUGUUUAGGUGGAAUCUUCUUUCUUGUAGUUUGGAUCCAUUGCUCCGUGUCCGCUUCUCUGGAGCAGCAGCAAACAACCUUUCUCCCUCCUCUAUGUGACAUCCUUUUAUAUAUUUGAACAUGGCUAUCAUAUCACCCCUUAACCUCCUCUUCUCCAGGCUAAACAUGCCCAGCUCCCUUAGCCGUUCCUCAUAAGGCAUCGUUUCCAGGCCUUUGACCAUUUUGGUUGCCCUCCUCUGGACACGUUCCAGUUUGUCAGUGUCCUUCUUGAACUGUGGUGCCCAGAACUGGACACAGUACUCCAGGUGAGGUCUGACCAGAGCAGAAUACAGUGGCACUAUUACUUCCCAGUAAUAGGAACGCUAUGGAUUGCCUUCAGCAAUUUUUGUUGACAGGGUAGACUUCUCAGUAUUGAAAUUGGAUGACUUAAUUGUAACACGUGCCAUUGCUCCACUCUGUGAGUGGAGGCCACUGUGGGUGAUGCCAAGGCCUAUCCUCUGCAGGCCGCCGCAAACCCUUCUUCCUCCUUGCUCUGGCCACUCUAGCAGGAAGAAGCGGGGAACCCCAUGGCACUGAAGCAAGCAGGGAGAGAGAGGGCAUGGUGGGGGGAAGCCAUGUCUUGGCAUAAGGGUAUCACUGCAAAGAGGAGGAAGAGGAAGAACAACAACAGGGCGGCUGGGGGGGGCUCUCCAUUGCCCAGGCACCCAGGGAUGGCGGGGGCAGCCCGGCUGCCAGCCUAUGGAUGGGAGACGUGAGUAAGGGAAGGGUGAAUGGGCUGCGGCAGAGGAAUUGCCAAGCAAGAACAUUUGCCAAGUGAGAUCAUGUGCAGCUGAUAUUUGAACUUGGGUAUCCUCUUUAUCCAUCUCCCUUAUUAGACCGUAUUUGUUUACCUGAGCGUGGUAGCAAGGUAAAUAAGUCACAAAAGAUAGUAGCUGCACAUUUUGAACUAGUCUGCUAAGAAUUCAGUAGCCUGCGUUUCCACAUUAGCUAUGAUGAAUAAGCCUCUUCUCUGCAGUCAGCAAGGAUGCACAGGCAAGUAAAAAACGAUUACUUUCUGUCAAGCUGACUGGUGGAGGAAGGGCAGAGUGAUUUGUCCCCACUCUGCCAGCUCCAUGCAAGUUGUGGUGGAAGAGACUUUCUUCCUUUAACUAGCACAGAAGCGAAGUGAGCUUUCAGAGGACAGUUGGAAUGAUCUUUCCCUUCCCCACCCGCUCAAUCCCCUGUAUGGAAUUCCUGGUCGCCUAUGGCCACCAGGUGAGUUGUUGAAUUCAAGGCUGAGGUAACUUACUUCAUGUGGAAUCACCAGUGCUUUGCUUUUAAGGAUUAUUAUGGGGCAGCAGGCAGGUGGCUAGCAAGCAAGCAAGCAACAAAAUGGAAAAUGAGGUUUAGUGUAAAUAAGGGGCUAGUCAGCCAUAAUGCUAAACCAUGGUUUAGCAUUACAAGCUUCUGACUGGCGCACACUCUUCUUCAACUUUCUUCAACCAUAAAGUUGGCUCUUGCAAGCCAUAGUUUUUCAGACCAUGCAGAAAUUUGGUGCCAGACCACAAGCAUGACAACUUCAACUGUAUUUAGGAUUGGUUAGGGGUAUUCUACUUUCACCUGCCAUUUCCCCAUUGAUAGAGUGGUUCAUAGCCUAACUAUAUAGUGCUUUAAUAAUAAUAGUAAUAAAAUACCCACCUCAGGUCCCUUGAGGCAUCCAAAGGCCAAAUUUAAUAGACUUCCAAAGGGCAGGAGCCAAGGGUGCAGCCAAUGAGAACAACUGUUUUUAUUACCUUGCUUUGUUUGUAUAUGAUGUGUGAAAGCCACUUAUCGACUAGCUGCUGUUCACUGGCCAUUUAGCUUGCAGGGAGCUAUUGGCUGCAUUUUAGCUGUGACCUGAAGCUUCCUUACUUGGGAGAAGACCUACUGAGCUCAAAGGGACUUCUUAUUCAUUGUGUGUAAGAGUGGGCAUUGUUUUGCAUCCUGCCUUAGGUGCUGUUCUGCCCCUUUAUUCUAAGGGUGGAGUGUGCAGAAGGCAGAUCUGCAUGACUUUCGCUAGAUACGACAAAGUUCUCAAAUGCCCACUCUCCAGUCUUCAAUAGGGACAGUUAAAAGGCUCCCGUCUUCCCAAAUCAGUCUGCUGAAAUGAAGAAAGCAUGGGGAAAGUCUUGUGAGCUCAGUUCUGGGUUUGAAAACAAAUUCCUGGGCUGAGGAUGUGCUCAGAAGCAUCCUGCGAAUUGUCUAACUUUGGUUGGUGGACCUUGGGAUUCCAGUGACAAGUGGAUCUCUCAAGCCUGAAUUUCACCCAGCUGUAUUCUCAGGCCUCCUGUAUUAUAUAGCCUGUUCUCUUCUCCCAGGCUUUUAAUCCCAUCUGUCUUUACAGUCAGUCAGUAUUUUUCACAGAAAAUGUAGCACAUUUGCUUAGGAAUUUCAGGUUUGCUUGGUGGUAUUGGAGUAAUGUUACGAGAUACUCACUGGUCUCCAUAGCUUGUUGGUUGGCAUCUUGUCUUGGGAGACAAUGGAGGAGUGUGCCUUUGGGGGUGAAGUCAAAUCGUCAGAGAUACACAGCGCCUGCUGUGGCUGAAGAGACUGAUAUGGGAGAGACAUGCUUAGUUGCAGGUGGGGCAGAGGAAGGUGUCAGGUGGUGCUGAAGCAGGCGUACCAUGGCAUUUCUGCGCUCCUCCCAGCGGUCACUCCUCCUCUGGUCACUGCUGUGGAUACAGGACCUGACUGAUUAUCUCCAGGCACUGUGGUUGUCUGAAAGGGAUUUCUACAUGGCACAGUUGAUGUUGCCAGCCUUCAUGUAAUGUUUGAUGACCCCUUUGUAACACAGAGUUGGUCUGCCUGAAGCCAACUCCCAAUAGAACACGUCUUUGAGGAUCCUGCCAUUUCCCAUUCUGUGGACAUCAGCAAGCUGGCAUAGAUGUCACUAAGACAGGAAUGCGAACAUGCUGGAAAUGUGGACUUGGGAGAGCACAUCUCUAUUUGAGACACUGUCCUGCCAUGUGAAGCCUCAAAUCUGUCUAACACAGCGCAUGUGGAAGGCUUUGAUCCUGGCAGGUUGCCCAUAAAGCAGUGAGCUCAACACACAAGCAUGUUAGACCUUCAUCUUGGUAUUGAUCAUUAUCAUCGCAUUCACCCUUUUGGAGACGCAAGCUCUCAGUUUCUGUCAUCUUAGCAAUUGCUGUUUGAUAACAGGGGAAACAAGUAGUACUCUUGAUGAGAUCUAUAAUCAAGGCUGUUUCAGCACUAAGCACCAAAUCACACUAUUGUGUUGUUGCAUCAUUGGCUGGUUUGGUUUCAGUUCUUCUGCUGGGUAAUCCGUUGAUAAGCUGUUAAGACGCUGAGCCUUUUAAGACCCAGGUAAAAGGCCACACAUGUAAUAUCCUUGACAAUACCUUGUCUAAAUGUAGCCUAGUAGAAACUGGAAAAAUCAACACCUUCAUUAUCCAUGUCCCAAAAACCUCAAAUUGACCUCUUGAUCCCUGACCUUGUCCAGGUUUCUUCUAAAAAUAAUAAUAAUUCUAAAAUAAAAGCUGCUUUCUGCUGAGUCAGACUGUUGGCAUGCCCAGCCCAGGAUCAUUGGCUCUGAGUGGGAGCAGAGGAAUAUGUUUUCCAGAAUACUUUAAACUUGAGUUUCUGGGAAUCAAGGCCUGGGGCAUCUUACCGCUGACGUAUGGCUUCCUCACCAGCUGGCCUUCAGAGGUACCCAAGGCUCCGCUGCGAAGAUUACCUAAAGUUCUCUGGCUUCAUCCAGCUCUACAUGUCUGUACAACUUGUUACUUUCAGGGUCUUUCAGAUCUACACAACAAACAUAGGAACAGCAAAUGUGUUGACAAAUAAGGGGGUGCUUCAUUUCUGAAUUCUCUUUCUGGUGCAUUUCACAACCUUGUUAUAUGACAGGGGUGUUACCAUGUUUGUGUGAUGUUGCUUCACGCGGAAUUAUCCAACACCCUAUCAGAAUAUGAUGGUGGAAAUAAAGGAACGUUGUGUGCUUACACUAUCUGAAAAUACAAUACGCUUACUAACACGUAAUAUAAUUACAAUAAAAUAAAGGAACAUUGUGUGCUUACACUAUCUGAAAAUACAAUAUGCUUACUAACACCUAAUAUAAUUACAAUAAUAAUUUAUUAUUUAUACCCCGCCCAUCUGUCUGGGUUUCCCCAGCCACUCUGGGCAGCUUCCAACCGAAUAUUAAAAACAAUACAGCAGCAGACAUUAAAAACUUCCCUAAACAGGGCCGCCUUCCGUUGUCUUUUAAAAGUAGAAUAGUUGUUGUCUUGACAUCUGCUGGAAGGGCGUUCCACAGGGCAGGUGCCACUACCGAGAAGGCCCUCUGCCUGGUUCCCUGUAACCUCACUUCUCGCAGCGAGGGAACUGCCAGAAGGCCCUCAGCGCUGGACCUCAGUGUCCGGGCUGGAUGAUGGGGGUGGAGAUGCUCCUUCAGGUAUACAGGACCGAGGCCGUUUAGGGCUUUAAAGGUCAGUACCAACACUUUGAAUUGUGCUCGGAAAUGUACUGUAGCAUGCUAUGGUUUUUUGUUUUUGUUUUAAAGUGGAGGGAGUGGGAAAUAUACUUUUCCUCCCACCUGUGUUUGACUUGGCAGUCGUGCACAUAGCAAAGCACAAAUAAUUUCAGCUAUAGCUGUUCUGCCAAACUGUUGUCUCUGUCAUCUCUCAUACAGCCCGGCUUGUUAGUGGUUUCAUAGAUAAUCAGCAUGUGUUGUGAAGGAGAGUAUGUGGAUGAUGCCUUCUGCUUCCUGGUCUUUGCUACCUGCUAUCUUAAUCAAUUACUGGUAGUGAGCCACUGAGCAGUGUGCUUCAGAUGUUGGCACCCAAGGGGACUCCUCCUGGAAUCCUUGGCAUUCUCUUCAAGGCUUUGUCUUUGUCUCCUUUGUCUUUGCUUUUCCUCCUCUUACUGGUUGGUAUUUCAAUGCCAUUUCUGUUACAAUUGGUGGCAAAUACACUGCAUUCAGGGCUGAAGACUAUGAUGAUCACAAGAGUCAGAUGGCACAGCUAUUUUCCUAGGCUGAGCUUAUGGGAAAGUUCAGUGUUUCAACUGACCUGCUUAGCAAUCAAGGGCUAGUUGUUCCAUGUUGCCUUUGCUGAUGUCAGGUCAACUGGACCAGCCCAGGUAAUGCCUUACCUCCUCCUGGGUUUGUUGGCAGCCCAAUUGAACAGGCAGACACAGCCCCUCCAAAGUUGUUGUUGCUGUUAGACCUGCCACACACACCAAAGGUCCCAGGAUCACUUACAGAAAUCAUGUGUUUUCCCAUUUUGGGAAUCAUAAAUCCAGAAGGCCACUGAGGAAAAAAUGGAAAAUAAUUCUGAGAGGGGCUGUAAGAGAGAUCUGGAAGAAAAAUCAAGGAAAGAAAGCUUGCAAAAUCAGAAUAAGUUUAGAAAACUUGAUAAAUCCAGGUAUCUUAUGUGUGGUUUGAGUCCUGUGUCUGAGCACCACUGUCCGUUGUAAGCCACUGGAGCUUGUACCUACAAUGUAGUAUACAGAUGUUUGAUUCAUGUGCCAUUUUCUGUGACUGAGAGGGUUUUGCCAAGACAUAAAAGGUUUUUAUGUCAGGCAUGAGAGUUCCCUGCCGGAGUGCUCUUUGUCUGCAGUCUUGUGUGCACAUUUCUUUGCGCAUGUGUCUCACUGAACAGAGUGGGCCUUCCUUCUGAGUAAACAUGCACAGGAUGGCACUGUUAAUGUGGGAAAGGAAUCUCUCUACCCCUUGGCGACAGUUUGCCCGUUGCACUGACCAGCUGCUGCCUUCUCUUCUCUCCCUUCCAGAAUUCUGUUUUGCAUGCCGUGCCUUUUCUGAAGUGCCACCCAUGGUGGACUCUGAUGAAACUGCCCUAAUACAUUCCGGGAUGGCAGUUAGCUGAUGGACAGCUGAGAAUGACCUUGACUGACAGACUGCGGGAGAAGAUAUCACGGGCGUUCUACAACCACGGGCUGCUGUGUGCUUCCUGCCCCAUCCCUAUCAUCCUUUUCACCGGCCUCUGUGUCCUGGCCUGCUGGUAAAGUCUCUCUUCCGCAGUAUCCAUCGUGUGUGUGCCUUGUCUUCAAGUGGACCACGUGGUUGUGCAUUUUCAUUUCAAAAACGCUGUGAAAGUAUUGAGGAGAGGCCAAAGGGCCCAGGAGGAAACCGUUGUGUUUCUGCAAAGAACACCCAGACGGGGCAAGUUUAGAUACCUUUGACUAAAUGCACCAAUACAGUGGUACCUCAGGUUACAUACGCUUCAGGUUACAUAUGCUUCAGGUUACAGACUCCACUAACCCAGAAAUAUUACCUUGGGUUAAGAACUUUGCUUCAGGAUAAGAACAGAAAUCGUGCAGCAGCGGUGCAGUGGCAGUGGGAGGCCCCAUUAGCUAAAGUGGUGCUUCAGGUUAAGAACAGUUUCAGGUUAAGAACAGACCUCCAGAACGAAUUAAGUAUUUAACCCGAGGUACCACUGUACUUGUGGUUUGGGCUAGCAGAUCUUUUGAGAGGUGCCAAAUUGCAGUAUCGGGCUAAAAUGUCUGACAUGAAAGGGCUAUUCUUUCAUCGCUGUGUAGGCUCGGCUGCUUAGCAAGGCUCUGAAGCUGUGUGGGAUGUACUCCCGUUUCCAUUAACUUUCAGAGAGGAAGAAAUAUUUUAUUCUGUCCAAACUUUUUCCUGCUCCCUUUGUCUCCUUUAGUCCUGGAGUGCCUUUGCAAUGCCGGACUAGGUAGUCAUGUGGCUGGCAGUGUUAUAGCAACGGUGUCUUGCUGCUAUGAAACAUUUGGCAUGAGUGUAAGAAGGUAUUGGUCACUAAUAAACAGAAUUGUGACCUUGCCAUAGGACUUGGCAGCAAGAGAAAACAUCAUGUUCUCUUUCAUAUGGAAAACCGCUGUAAGAGAAGAGACACAGAAGAGAUGCAGCCAGAAUUAAUUUUCUUUUAACAGAAAGUCUGUUUUCUCAAACUGGUUAAAAUUUCGGCCAUAGCUACUUCUGCUGUUGCAGUCUGAAGGAAUUAUUUGAGGGGAAGGAAUUUGAGGGUGGGUGGGGAGUGUGUUCCCAGAGUUCUCAGAGUCUGUAUUCCCUGUAUUUUAAAUCAUACAGAGCAAUACUGCGUUCUGUUUAGAAAAGGCCUUGGCAAUUUUCGCUAGUUCACAGUUGAAGGAAAUGUUGGAAGUGCAGAAGUAGCUGAAGGUCAGAGGAAAAUUUUGUAUCUGUGAGAGUUGUGUGACAAUGGGACGUGGCUGCCUUGAAGUGGAAUCCGUUUGCUUUGAGGCCUCAGCAAUGUUCUUGCCUGCAAAAGCUCAUGCUGCUUUUUAAAAAUGUGCAGGUCUUUUAAAGCACCACAGGGCUGCUUCUUGUGCCUUCUGCACAUGACUUCUCUUCUGGCAUUUGUCAUGGAUGUUCAGUUUCAGGGUGGGAGAAAGGACGUAAAGGCUUUGCCCAUUUCUUUUAUUUCAUCGCUUGGGCUUGCCUAAAAUUGUUUCGCUGCCUGUUUUCUGCCUUGCAGCUACCCACUGCUGAAACUCCCAUUGCCCGGCACUGGACCUGUUGAAUACACCACCCCUGUGAAGGACUACGCACAGCCUCCAGCCUACCCCACCCACCAGCAAGGAGAGCCGAACGAGAGGCCUGACUGGGUACUGUUACUAUUUCUACUACCACAGUGUGUGCAACGAGCGCGCAUGAAGAGGAGGAGCCUGGUAGCAUUUGGGGUGGCGUAGCUCAGAGAAAACACAGGCAGAGAAAACACAGCCACCGUUUAUAUAUUUUUAUUGGUAUUGCCUUUCAUUAACUUUCAUAUUCCUAAGGCCCAGAAUAGCUCUGAAGCAUGUGUUGUUCUUGCAUUGAGCUUCUGUUCCACCCUUGUAGCAAAAAAGCUGCAGCGCGAAGAGGCUUGGAUACAGUUAGCUAAACAAAUGGCACAUAGAAACUAUUAUGGGGAGCUGGUUGAAGAGUACUUUGCUGCAACUUUGGUCUCCUGUCAUAAAUUUGUCUCAUCUCAUUUUCUCCCUCCCAGUACACAGGCGCUCCUGUAGCCUACAUCCAGCAGGUCCUGGUGAAAGCCACUGUCUCCCCAUGGCCCAAGACAUUCCUGGCUGUUGAUGUGUUUCGUUCCCCGCUCUCCCGUGUCUUCCAGCUGGUGGAGGAAAUCAGAAACCAUGCCCUGCAAGACGGGUAGGUGGACCUCAAUGAUUCGUUUGUUUGUUAUUAAAUUUAUAUGCCACCUUUAUCAGAGGAUCAGAGAGCGGUUUACAGUAUUUUUAUUACAGUAUUACAGGCUUUUCUCCUCUGCAAAAGAAGCUGCACAACUGUGAGCUGAUCCUCAAAAAAUGGGGCUUUCCUCCUUUCCUCCUCUAAAAACUAGAUGCGUCUUAUGGUCAGGUGCGUCUUAUGGAGCGAAAAAUACUGUAUGUGAGGAGCUUCAUCAUGCUGGUAGAACAUAUAAUAUUGGAUCCAGAAUUGGGCAGCCUGAGACUUGCUGAUUUCCUGGCUUUUCAGAGGGAUCUCUUGACCUUUGUAUUUGUGGAUUUGUGUCUCUUGUUCAGAGGCUUUACUCCCUUGUCCUGGCUCUCUUUCCUAGGCGGUUAAUCUGAUGCCAACUGAUUCACCAUCUCUUCAAAAUACUUGAACUGUAAAUUAUAUAAACUAAACCUAGUCUUCACAGUCUGCUACAGAACCCAAGUUGUUCUCCUAAUAUGCUCUUGAUCACGUUGGUCGGUGUGUGCUGGUGCAGGGAGCCAGCAUUCCUACUGUAUACAAAGUAUCUUUAUCUUGUGAACAACCCUGAGAUCUUCAGACGAAGGGCAGUAGAUAAGUGUAAUAAAUAAUAGUAAUGAUAAUAAUAAUAAAAAGCAAUAAAUAUGAACGUUCUUUGACUCAGAGCUCCAAGAGCCUCGAUUCUCUUUGCACCUUCUGUUCCUGACUUUGUUUGCGGUAUGUGGAGAUAUUUGGAACCAUGUAUCUCAGCUUCUGCAUGGUCAGUCCACAUACCCUGUAUUUGCGCUGGAUGCAAAACUUGGAUUUGGAUUGCUGAUUCCUUCUCCUUGUUUUGGGUAGACCUACCUGCUUUUGAAGCUGUUAACUGACCAUGAGUCCCUUGCUGGCAGUUCUGCUUGUCUGCAGAGCAGAGUUGCAAGGAACAGGAACAGUGAGAGAUGGAAGAGGUGGAGAACCUCAAAUAUAAGGGCUGGGAGCUUGAGGACAAUGUAGACAGUACAGUGGUAACUCGGGUUACGUACGCUUCAGGUUACAGACUCCGCUAACCCAGAAAUAGUACCUCAGGUUAAGAACUUUGCUUCAGGAUGAGAACAGAAAUCGUGCUCUGGCGGCACAGCAGCAGCAAGAGGCCCCAUUAGCUAAAGUGGUGCUUCAGGUUAAGAACAGUUUCAGUUAAGAACGGACCUCCGGAACGAAUUAAGUACUUAACCCGAGGUACCACUGUAAUGCAGAAGUGAUGGUGACAUGGUAACAGCAGGAGAAGAGGAAAAAUGACUUUGGCUAAGGUGUUUUGGAAUGACCAUAGAAAGGGAAUAUCCCUGAAAGGAAAACCACCAGAGCCCAGACCAUAAUUUUUAACAGUAGAGCAUAUGAAUAUAAAAUAACCAUAGGCAUAAGAGAGCUCACAGGCAAUUUGCCACUUCAGAGAACUGAUGGAUACUUGCAAAAAUGAAUUUGAUAUCUGUGACCACUUUCUGAAUCACUGGGAUGAAUAAUCAGUGGAAUUGCAGUGUCCCUUUCUGCUUUGACUAUUUGCGGAUACUCUUGAUCUGCUGCAACUCUUGGCUUCUCUCUCCCCCCGCACUUCAGCUCCAGAAUCAAAAGUCUGGAAGAAAUCUGCCUUCAGGUAACAGAUCUCCUUCCCAAUUUAAAGAAGCUUCGAGGCUUGCUUCCUGAACAUGGCUGCCUGCUGCUGUCCCCAGGAAACUUCUGGCAGAAUGACCAGGAACUCUUCAGUGCUGACCCGGAUGUUAUCAGAACGAUCCACCAGCAUGAACCAAAGACAUUACAGACAUCGGCUACCCCCAAAGGUAUGAGAUCUUGCAUGAGAAGAGAUUAGUAGGGGAAUUACUUGUGGAACAUCCAAUGGGCCCGACUCAUGUCUCCCCUGACAACCAGCUUAGCAAGGCCACAUGUGGUGGUCCUGUGAAAAGGCGAAGGGUUUUGGGGACAUGAUAGUAUAAUAAAUUGAAAAGGAUGUUUAAACUGACAAUCCCUAAAAAAGGCCAAAGCCUUUUCACUAGGAAUAAUGUGACAACAGGCAGUUGGAACUUAAUAUGCACAGAAGUGGAAUGAAGGAUCACCAACCAGCUUCUAAAACUGAUGGACUAUGCUGAAAUGGCGAAAUUGUUAAAUUAAGAGGACAUAAUGAUGAAACAUUUAAGGAGGAACGGAGAUCAUGGAUGGGUUACAAGUCAAACUAUCACCCAUACAUAAAGUCGCAGACAGGAUUCGAAGUAUAAACAGUGGAUUAUUGAAAGAACCAGUGAUUUGGUGUUUAGGCAGCAAAAACAUAUGUAAUACAGUGGAACCUCUACUCACGUACGGAAUCCGUUCCAAAGGUCCGUUCAUGAGUCAAUCCGGGUCACUGGUAGAAGCGCAGUUCUGUGCGUGCGCAUUUGGCGGCAGCGCCGUUCUGCGCAUGUGCAGAUGGCGGAAGCUGCUUCUGUGUGUGCGUGAAUCACAGCAAACCCGGUAUUUACUUCCGGGUUGGCCGCGGUCACGAGUCAAAUUGUUCACGAGUCGGGGCGGUGGUAAGUCGAGGUUCUACUGUAUAGGACAACGAAUAAAAAGGAGUUUAAAAAAACCCAGAAGAGAUGGGGUGGGAAGUCAAGAAGAAAAUAUGUUUUUAAAAAACUGCUUUGAAAUAUCUUUGGAGAAUUAAUGAAAAAAAACUAUGUGGAAAACAACAACAACAAUGCCAUAGUGAAAUGGAAUUGGUUUGCCCUCAGCUUUCUUACAUAAUGGUAUCUAGCUUGUCCUUGAUCAGGUGUUGGGAGGCUGGCCUGAAUAUUGGAGAACAGCUGUUCUGCCAUGUCAGAGCCAGGAAGAGAGUUUUGACAUCAACUAAAAGGAGAGCAUUUUUGGAUCUGACCAAAAGCUGAUCCACAGUAGCCAACCAGAUGCCCAUGGAAAGCUGAUCAGCAGGACGUGAGGGCAGCCACCCUCCCCUGUUGCUGUUAUUCCCCAGCACCUGGUAUUCAAAGACAUGAUGCCUCUGACCCUGGAGGUAGCAUGAUACAAAUCUUUUAAGUUGUCUGUCAUAAGGAACAUGCUACAGUUCCUAGCUUGUUUUAAUUGCCCUUUUUUGUACUUAAAAAGAUACAAAUCUUUUAAUUUGUCUGUCAUAAGGAACAUGCUACAGUUCCUAACUUGUUUUAAUUGCCCUUUUUUGUACUUAAAAAGAUACAAAUCUUUUAAGUUGUCUGUCAUAAGGAACAUGCUACAGUUCCUAGCUUGAUUUAAUUGCCCUUUUUGAUGCCUUUCCCAGCUCUGUUGUAUUGUUUCUUUUUGGGGAUGUGGCAACCGGAGCAGUGUGUGAUAGUCUUCAUUAAGCUUGGGGAGCCUCAUUUGCUUCCCGGUUGUGCGACUUUGAAACCUCAUGCGUCCCUCUUCUUUCCUCAGACCUGCUGUUCGGAGUCCCAGGGAAGUACAGCGGGGUGAACCUAUAUAACCGGAAGCGAGUGGUAACCUACACCAUUACCCUGGGUCUUCAGCGCUAUGAUUCCAGGUAUUUCGCGAUUUCAUCCAGAAGAUGAUGAAACAGUCGCCUACAGCUUUGGAAAAUGCUUCUCCCUUAUUCCAUGUGCUGUUUAUACUCCAGGACUGUAUUUCGUUUUCUCAAGGCUGCCUGUAGCAUGUUUUCCUAACAGGGAUUGUUAAAUCCAUGUCGUUUUCUCCCCUGAAUGAUCGCAUGUCAAAAUGUCAUGUUAACAUCUCUUUUUAUGCCCAAUACACUGGCAAAGCCUAUACGCAAAACCUUCCUUUGCCUAUGCAAAUACUGAGGCACAAUUCAGAACCAGUGGAUUAGAAUAGUAGCCGUGGUUGUGAAACACCGAGCCUCUUACGGCUGCUACACAGGUUACAAAAAUAGGGCAGCUUUGAUAUGUGCCCUGUAACUUAUGUGAAAGUUGGUUUUUCUCUUUUAAGACAAGCAGCACUGCAUGCAUGUGCUUUGUAGGAGCUGUGAGUUGCCCUUGUGCUUUCCACGGCAGGUUCCUUGCCAGCCUCCGCUCCCGCCUCAAGGCGCUGCACCCCAGCCCCAACUGCACCCUGCGGGAAGAGCACAUCACCCACGUCCACUUCAAGGAAGAGAUCGGCAUCGCUGAACUCAUUCCCCUUGUGACCACCUACAUCAUCCUGUUUGCCUACAUCUACUUCUCUACCCGUAAGUGCGAAGGGCAGAUUAGGGCAUUGCGAGGAGGGGGGGCUCAAGGGACCCUGUGUGCUGCCCCCCACCCCUGGUUUUAACGCAGCAAUAGAGAGGCGCAGAGCCUUUAGACUUGUGUCUCUGAGCAGACUGACUUUGCUGGGGGAAAAGGGUAAUAAAUGCAGCACCCUUUAUUUAAUAGCCAGAGCAGUACAGUGGCACCCCGGGUUAUAUACACUUCAGGUUACAUACGCUUCAGGUUACAGACUCCACUAACCCAGAAAUAGUACCUCGGGUUAAGAACUUUGCUUCAGGGUGAGAACAGAAAUCGCACGGCAGCAGCGGGAGGCCCCAUUAGCUAAAGUGGUGCUUCAGGUUAAGAACAGUUUCAGGUUAAGAACGGACCUCCGGAACAAAUUAAGUACAUAACCAGAGGUACCACUGUACUUGGUAUUGUGUGUGAGAGACAGAGACGCUUUCUGGAACCUUAAGAAAAAGAAACACUGUUUUGGGAUAGAUGGCAUUUCUUGUUGUCCCAUCCUUCAAGGUGCUACUUUUGCACGCCCUGGUGCGAACCUCAUUUUAGAGCGAUGGAUUGUGUUGUGCGUUGAGAGAGACAUGCAGACCCGCUUGCGCAUUUGCACAUCAAUCUGUGGAUGGCACCUUUUCUGCCUUUCCCGUGGUCUGGUUAGCGAAUGCGUCUGUCCUGCCUCCACGGCUUAGUUUCUGUGUCUUACUUUCAUCCGACGGUUGUGGAGGCUUUGCUUUCUCUCCCUCAGGGAAGAUUGACAUGGUGAAAUCAAAAUGGGGCUUGGCUCUGGCUGCGGUUGUGACGGUCCUGAGUUCUCUGCUCAUGUCGGUUGGAUUGUGCACACUCUUCGGCCUGACACCUACGCUCAAUGGAGGGUAAGCAUCCAAAUUAAUCUAACUGGCAGAAGCUGGUUGAGAUGGUUGCAAAAGAGCUGCUGCUCUCCUUUAGUUCCUUCCUACAGCUGCCGUAUUAACGACCUCCUUUCCAAACAAGGUCUCAUGGCUGCCUGAGCAAACUGUAUUAUCCUUCUGCUGAGAUGAGCUCCGUUAGGUGGAUACCUAAAAAAGUGCAGUAUGAGUACAACAAAUUCAUUUGCAAACAUCUUCAUCAACACCAAACAUGAAUCAGAACUGGGAUUUUACCUGUGUCUUUCUGGCAGGUGGAUCGGCUCAGAGGUGGAGACAUUAGUAGAACAAACACACCCCAAUGCCUACCAGAUUUAGAUUAAGAUUAAGAGACACGUCAUAAAUUGAUAGAAGCACCUGUUCUAACUGUGGUUUUGCCAGAAAAUGUCCCAAUAGAAGCCAGUAGUUCCACUGGCUCUCUCCAAAACAACCGUAAUCUUUGGAAGCCACAGAAUAACCUCUUGUAACAAUGUAGCUCUCCGGUAUAAAUCCAGAUGUUUUAAACCUUGUGUGCUUGACAAAAAUUGCAUCCUGUAUAAAUAUUUACCUACAGGCCAGAGCUAGCUUUUAUGCAGACACAGGACAACCAGAUCUUGUAGAUCGCAGAACUUUAAUAUCAAAUACAAUAUAUUACCAGGGAUAUAAUUCCUUCAGCAAUUACACCUGCAAACUGUUGAAUGUGGAUUCUGUACCAAGAAGCCCAUUGAAUACCUUCUUCAGUCUUCCACGUUUUAGCAUUUGAAAUUUUCUAGCCCCCGUGGAGCAGUUUUUUUGCAGAGCAAUUUUCUAGCUCCCAUGGCUGGGGUGAUUAACUUAAUCAUGCAUCACAACGUUGGAAAGCAGCAGAAAUCAUUUCAUCAAGCUUAACAUAUUCUGCCCCAUGGAUUUGCUAUUUAUCACACAAAGCUAAGAGUUGACGGGAAGAGGAGGACCCCCACCCACACGCCCAAGAAUUAGGGACCAGUAUUUCUCUUGGGGGGCCUUGAGAUGCACUCCGUCUUUCCUUUCCCCCUGCCUGCCCUUUGUCAGAGUCUUGCAUCAUCUUCCCACGCAAACACAGAAGAGCAUUACCACAUCUCUCCCCGUGACCUUCCCCUUGUAGCACCACAACACCGCUGUCUCUGAUAGGAGAGCCAGGCUUUCCUCAACUGGACGGUCACUUUGGAUCCAUGCCAAGUUGAUCUGAGAGCCCAGCUGCCUUGCGUGCUCUUCUCGUUGCUUGUGGGGGAAUGGUAAAUGCUGGCAUCUGAAGUAUGUUUUGUCAGAUGUGUUCAUAGUAAAUAGUAUUGCCUGCCUUCCUAAAGAUAUUUAUUUUCCAGUAGCUCCUAUUUUCCAAUAGCCCCCCUAACUGUGCCCCUGAAGGACCAGGUGCGCAUCCUGGGAGUCAUUUUGGACUCGCAGCUGUCCAUGGAGAUGCAGGUCAAUUCUGUGUCCAGGGCAGCUGUUUACCAGCUCCAUCUGGUACUCAGGCUGAGACCCUCCCUGCCUGCGGACUGCCUUGCCAGAGUGGUGCAUGCUCUGGUUAUCUCUCGCUUGGACUACUGCAAUGCGCUCUAUGUGGGGCUACCUUUGCAGGUGACUUGGAAACUACAACUAAUCCAGAAUGCGGCAGCUAGACUGGAGACUGGGAGCGGCCACCGAGACCACAUAACACCGGUCUUGAAAGACCUACACUGGCUCCCAGUACAUUUCCGAGCACAAUUCAAAGUGUUAGUGCUGACCUUUAAAGCCCUAAUAAUAAUAAUAAAUUUUAUUUAUAUCCCGCCCUCCCCAGCCAAAGCUGGGCUCAGGGCGGCUAACAACAAUCAAAUAAUCAAUCAAUCGAAUAAUCCAACAUUCUAAAACAUUUCAUUAUAAAAAUUAAUGCCCUAGAUGGUCUCAGUCCAGUAUACCUGAAGGAGCGUCUCCACCCCCAUUGUUCUCCCCGGAUGCUGAGGUCCAGUUCCGAGGGCCUUCUGGCGGUUCCCUCGCUGCGAGAAGGCAAGUUACAGGGAACCAGGCAGAGGGCCUUCUCGGUAGUGGCACCCGCCCUGUGGAAUGCCCUCCCAUCAAAUGUCAAAGAAAUAAACAACUACCAGACCUUUAGAAAACAUCUGAAGGCAGCCCUGUUUAGGGAAGCUUUUAAUGUUUGAUGGACUACUCUAUUUUAAUAUUUUGUUGGAAGUGUCCCAGGGUGGCUGGGGAAACCCAGCCAGAUGGGUGGGGUAUAAAUAAUAAAUUAUUAUUAUUAUUAUUAUUAUUAUUAUUAUUAUUACUACACAAUAUUUUAAAGGAUUGUUUGAUCUCAUUUCUAUACUGCCUAUCUCCCCCACCCCACCCCAGAGCUCAAGGUGGUUCCCCCACUUCUCAUUUAAUCCCCACUACAACCCUGUGAGGUAGGUUAGGCUGAGAGAUAGUGACCUGCCCAAGGCCACCCAGUGAGCUUCAGCCAUUCUCUUCUGAGAAUGAAACUUGCUCCGGUUACUUAGACCAGGCAAUUUCACUUUCUAUAUGUUACCCUCCGUUUUUCCUCUAGGGAGAUUUUCCCAUACCUGGUGGUAGUGAUUGGCCUAGAGAAUGUGCUGGUCCUCACGAAAUCUGUCGUUUCCACGCCCGUCGACCUGGAAGUGAAGUUGAGGAUUGCUCAAGGUACGUGGAGCGAAGCCGGCAAGUUCUGCCAGACCAUUGGCCCAUCUCUGGUCUGGUUUUUUUUUGGGGGGGGGGGAGACUUGAUAUCCCACCUUUCACUCCCCUUAAGGCGUCUCAAAGCAGCUAACCAUCUCCUUUCCCUUCCUCCCCCACAACAAACACUCUGUGAGGUGAGUGAGGCUGAGAGACUUCAGAGAAGUGUGACUGGCCCAAGGUCACCCGGCAGCUGCAUGUGGAGGAGCAGGGAAUCGAACCUGGUUCACCAGAUUACGAGUCCACCGCUCUUGAACCACUACACCACACUGGCUCCCAAUCUGUUCUAAUUGGCAGUGGCUUGACAAGGUCUUUCCCACACCUGGCACCUGAGAUCAGUGCUUGGUGAUCUUCUGCAUGCAAAGGAAUCCCUCUGUUGCUGAGCUGUGAUCUUUCCUCUGUGGCAAUCCAUGCCCCAGCAGUCACUCUGGGUCUUAGAUGUGUCGAAGGCACGGGGGAGUAUAUUGGCGUGGGUCAGAGCAGAGAAGCCUGUUGCUCAAUUGACACCAGAUUAAACACACCGAGAUUACUGCAUGGCACUCAUUAGGAAAUACGGGAGGAACCUAGCAAUCCUGCUUUGCAAUCCAGUCUCAAUAGGCAUAGCUAGGGAACACAUCUUAAAAAGCAGAGACAUCACCUUGCCAACAAAGGUCCGUAUAGUUCAAGCUAUGGUUUUCCCAGUAGUGAUGUAUGGAAGUGAGAGCUGGACCAUAAAGAAGGCUGAUCGCCGGAGAAUGGAUGCUUUUGAAUUAUGGUGCUGGAGGAGACUCUGGAGAGUCCCAUGGACUGCAAUAAGAUCAAACCUCUCCAUUCUGAAGGAAAUCAGCCCUGAGUGCUCACCGGAAGGACAGAUCCUGAAGCUGAGGCUCCAAGACUUUGGCCACCUCAUGAGAAGAGAAGACUCCCUGGAAAAGACCCUGAUGUUGGGAAAGAUGGAGGGCACAAGGAGAAGGGGACGGCAGAGGACGAGAUGGUUGGACAGUGUUCUCAAAACUCAACAUGAGUUUGACCAAACUGCGGGAGGCAGUGGAAAACAGAAGUGCCUGGCGUGCUCUGGUCCAGGGGGUCACGAAGAGUCGGACACGACUAAACAACUAAAGAACAACAAGGGAGCACAGAAGACCCCAUUAGAAAGCAAGCAGUUUGAUAUCUUUGUCGUGUGUGUAGAGGCUGAUUUAAGCUUUUUUUAAUAACGUGUGUACUAAGAAGAACCCGCUGCAUCAGGCCAAGGUAGUAAAUUGUCCCUUCACUUUCAGUGAAGGUAGCAAUUUGCACAAACCGAGUAAGGAAGUGUUCCUCCUCUCAUUGAAGUUUUAGCAGCAUACUUGACCCAGGAGCACCAAAAUGUCUCAAAAGUAGCAAAGCCAGUUGCAUUCUCCAGCCACUUCUCCAGCUUCCCCUUAUGUGUCAAGUAUGCUGGCUGGUUCCUGACAACAGGGGCACGAAACUGAAGUGUGAAGUUAUCUGUCCCUCCAGAAGAGCACUUUGAACUUUGGGAGUUCAGCAACCCAUUGAUUUUUGCUUGUUGUGUUUGACUUUUGUUCUGUUAAUAAUUUUUGCCAUUUUAAAGAAGGGGUGGGGAGUCUCUGUCCUGCGGACCAAUACCAGGCCUCCUCAUUUGGCUUCUGAGGCAGUUUCCCAAACUACGUUCACCUGUCUCCAUAUGUGAUGUCUGCUGUGGGGGCGCUUGAGAGAGACAGCUGCCUCUCCUGCAAAAAGCAGCUGUUGCGCAGGGGGUUCAGUCCUUCUUGGUGACUGUCUCCCCCCAGAUCAGCAGGACCACCCGCCUGCCACGCACAUGACGUUGUUACAUUAGAUGAUUGGCAAGUGGGUGGUCCCACGCAGCUACCAAAGUUGGACCAAAUGACGGGGGGAGAUAAAGACCUGGCCCUCCAGGCCAACAAGGCUCCCCUGUCAUAAAUCAAUGCCACUGCCCUCUUAAAAUGGUUUUGUGUUGGGCAGUCGCUGCAGGUCAAGCAGGCCCCCAGCCUCCAAUCACCCACCUUAACCUUACGUCUACAUGUGUCCCCUUUCCCUAGGUUUGAGCAAUGAGAGUUGGUCAAUUAUGAAGAACAUGGCUACAGAGCUGGGGAUCAUUCUGAUUGGCUACUUCACCUUCGUCCCAGCUAUCCAGGUACUUGGUGGGUUCUUGUGGGGCAGAAGCCCUUGGCUUCUUGGGGUGGGGGGUUGGUUUAGCCUGGCAAUUACCCACCAGUUGCAGAGCAUCCUUGGAAAUAACAACAACAACAACAACAACAACAACAACAAUAAUAAUAAUAUUAAUAAUAAUAUUAAUAUUUUAUUUAUACCCUGCCCAUCUGGCUGGGUUUCCCCAGCCACUCUGGGCAGCUUCCAACAGAAUAUUAAAAUACAAUAACCUAUUAAACAUUAAAAGCUUCCCUAAACAGGGCUGCCUUCAGAUGUCUUCUAAAAGUCUGGUAGUUGUUCUCUAUGACAUCUGGUGGGAGGGCGUUCCACAGGGCGGGUGCCACUACCGAGAAGGGCUUGUGGUCCUGCCCUUCUUCUCAGACCUCCUGUGUUGCCACCCCAUGUUAGUCCACAGCGUCUUGUGCCAUCUGCCAACCCUCUUCCUGCAGUUCACAGUUGCCAAAAUUUUCAGUCAGUUCAAUCUACCAGCUCAUCAUAUGUCACCGUGUUUUCAUCUGGCAACAGUCAGUUGUGUUUCUGUAGCCCUGAGACACUUCCCUAGUGGGGUCCCCCUUGAAGACCGCUACAAGGCUAGAUGGGGCUUGGCUGUUGGGGGCGCCUCAGCCAUCCAUGUUGCCAUCUUGCUACCUUCUAGAUCAGUGGUUCUCAACCUGUUGUGGGACUACAACUCCCAUCAUCCCUGAGCUCUGGCCUUGCUAGCUAGGGGUGAUGGGAGUUGUAGUUCAACAACAUCUGGGGACCCACAGGUUGAGAAAGGCUGUUCUAGAUGCAGUUCAGAUGGGGGGGAGUGCGGCAUUUCAUUCAUUCAUUCAUUCAUUCAUUCAUAUGCCACUUUCCCUCCCAAAAAAUCAUGCUCAAAGCAGCUUACAACAAAGAAAACGGGAACGCAUAACAACAGACCAAAGUGACACAAUAGCAAAUGUAGUAAUAUGCAAAAAACAAAACAAAACAAAUAACAAAACAUAACAAGGGAGUUCUCCUUGGUCCCAGAAACACCCCUCCCAUAACGUUGCUCACAGUCUCCUGCAGCAGCUUCUUGCAGGGCUUCCAAGGUCAAGGGGUGGGAUAGCUUGAAACACCCCUCCCAUAAUGUAACUCACUGUGUACCUUGAAAGCCGCUCAGUGUGCUGAGACUUGCAUAUGUCUUAGGGAAUGCUUUCCGUCACUACCAUUGUAAGGUCCGCAACCUGUUGAAGGCAGCUUCAUAAUAGUCCACUCCCUGAACUGGGUCUGUUCCUGGCGGGACUUCCUCUUGGAAGCCUGCCGUGGCCUGAAAGCGUUGCUUGUCUCUGUUCCCUUCUCCACAGUUCAUAGAUUAAAUACCGUUAAGAUCCUUUUGAUGGGAUAGAAAGUGUAUUUUGAGCAACCUUUAUGCCUCCUGUGCUGUAGCAGCAGAAUGGCGGCAGAUUCUGGUGGCUGAAAUCCAAACCUUCCAGCCCUGAUUUCUGCAUCUUUGCAAUAAUGGUGCCUAGAACAGGUCUGCUUGUCUGCCCCUUAUCUGUGGCCCUGAACGUGAAGGACACAUAAGAGAUAAUGCUCAGCAUGCUUGUCACAGAGUCCAAGGAAUCCUGGCAAUAGGGAGCCAAGCUGACGCAGGCUUCAUGCACUUUUGACCCUCGCCCUGUUUACUUGAGGUCCGGUGCUGCACUCUUUGGCUAAGGACCUGUACUUCAUUACCCCCUGGGUUUAGCCUACUCAGCCUUGGCGCUCCUCUUGCUCUCUGGAGGUAGAAUUGGUCCCUCAAAUAGGUGACCCGUUGUGUCGAGAGAUGUGGGAACGCACAUGUUCACACAUACCCUUACCUCCUCCCUGCUCCCUGCACUGGGCAGCACGGAUCCUGAAACAGAUCCUAAAUACACCUUCCCCCCAAAACCGGAAGCACUUUUGCUGGGGUUGAUGGGGGAAGAAAUUGCGAAAGUGGACCAGAGACUAUUUUUGUAUGCCACAGUUGCGGCAAGAACUUUAUUAGCCCCAAAGUGGAAAUUACAGGAAAUACCAACGAUUGCAGAGUGGCAGACGAAAAUGAUGGGCUGUGUAGAACUGGCAAAACUGACUUGCAGAAUCAGGAACCAGGAGGAGUCAAAAUUCCAGAGAGACUGGAGUAAAUUUAUUGAUUACGUUAAUAAUCAUUGCGAAAGUUUGAAGACACUAGCAGGACUGAAAUGAUUCCUACGACGUGGACUUUAUAGUUAUAAAUGCAAGAUACAGAUUUGUAAUAGAAAGCUUGUUGAAGGGGGUUUGGGGAAGGAAGUCUUGCGCUCGCAGAGUGUGGAAAGAUUGGAUUGGUGAUGUAAAGUGAAAUUAUUGUUUGAUGAGAAAAUGAAUAAAAAUUAUAUUUAUAAAGAAGAUCCUGGAACUGCUGCUCCUGUUGCUGAGUGAGAACUGCUGAGUCAUGUCUGGCAUAACCAGCUCCCAGCUGCACACAGUUUCUUGCUGCACAAAGAUCUCUAUUUGCUGCCUGCUCUGGGGUGACUCUCCCUGCUGGGAGCUUAGUACAGCAGCUAACAAACACCCUCCUCUCUCGUGCCUUGCAGGAAUUCUGCCUUUUUGCUGUGGUUGGCUUGGUGUCCGACUUCUUCCUCCAGAUGCUCUUCUUCACCACCGUCCUGUCCAUUGACAUCCGCCGCAUGGAGGUAAAAGAAGGCAGUAAUAAUAAUUAUUAUUUAUCACUUGUGCCCUGCCCAUCUGACAGGGUUGCCCCAGCCGCUCUGGGUGGCUUCCAACAAAGUAUUAAAAACACACACACACAAUACAUCAGACAUUAAAAGCCUUCUGAUACUGGGCUGCCUUCAGAUGUCUAACGGAAGGUCGUCUAACAUAAUUGUUUAUUACUUGCAGUGGUUCCCAGAGGGGGCCGUGGGAUUAUCUAGAGGGGAGGCAGGGGGUGCUGGAAGUAUAAAUGACUAUCCGACCAUCACUGAAUCAGGUUUCUCAAUACCGUCAAAUGAAUUGAACUAGGUAAUUAUAAUUGGAUUUUGGAUAAAUGUGCAAAUAAUUGCGACUGUUUUGAAUUUUAUUGUGUUGUUAUCUUCCUUGGUUGGUUGUGCAAAAUGUUCUGAAAUGCUUUUUACAGGGAAGGGGAGGGGGCACUGGGGAUGAGUUUACGGAAUCAAAAGGGGGUGGGUGGGCUAACCCUUGUGUGCUUGGCUGGGUGUCUUAUGAGCUGAGAGAAGCAGGGAUUACAAGAUCAGGCACUUCUGAAUACAGAGGUUCAAGUCAGCUGUACGUGGAUGACUUAAACUGGCACUUGUCAUUGGAGGCAAUUCGCUGAACACAGAUUCGGGGCACAGAUUUGGGAUUCUGUGUGCCACAGUGUGAGACGCCGAUGGCCAGCUUCUCUGGCAACCCUGUGUUUCAGGCCACGUACCUACAGGGCCGUCUCUCCUGUUAUGCCCCGCAGAGGACCUUAAGGUCCACAAAUAACAACACUUUGGAGGUCCCGAGCCUCAAGGAGGUUAGAUUGGUUUCAACUAGGGCCAGGGCCUUUUCAGCACUGGCCCCGACAUGGUGGAACACUCUGUCACAAGAGACUAGGGCCCUGCGGGACUUGACAUCUUUCUGCAGGGCCUGCAAGACAGAGCUGUUCCGCCUGGCCUUUGGUUUGGACUCGGUCUGACCCUUAGGUUUCCCUCCCCUUAUGGUCUUGAUUUAUUAACUACUUUAAAAUGAGGCUGCAUUUUAAAUUGCAUUUUAACCUGUAUUUUAAAUUGGUCCCUCCCCCCUUUUCCCCCUAUUAUGUUUUUACUGUGAUUUUAUUGGUGUUAGCCGCUCUGAGCCCGGCUCUGGCCGGGGAGGGUGGGGUAUAAAUAAUAUUUAUUAUUAUUAUCAUUAUGGUUAAGUUUGCUGUUGUCUUUCUGUUUCUGACCCCACCACUUUCCCUCUCUUGGCAGCUUGCAGAUCUGAACAGGCGCCUCCCGGCUGAAGCUUGCAUGCCCUCCUCCACCAAGCCGGCGAGCCGCGCCCAGCGGUAUGAGCGGCAGCCCGCCAUGCGGCCUGCCACCCUGCACACCAUCACCCUGCAGCCCUCCUCCUUCAGGAACCUGCGCCUGCCCAAGCGCCUGCGGGUGAUCUACUUCUUUGCCAGGACCCGGCUGGCACAGAGACUCAUUAUGGUAGGCCCUCCGCCGGAGCAGCUCUGUGGGCCGUGCUACAGGAAGUGGGAUGCUUCCAGUGGGAGGAACAGGCAGGGCUUUUGUUAGCUGGGAAGUGGAGCAGAAAAGCCCUGCUGGGCUGAGGGCAGGGCUGGGAGGCAGAGCACAAAGAGGCAGCAAGAGCCAAGGCUGUAGCUGGCUAACAUGGCUGGCUCCUUCUACCCAUCAUCUGCCUGGGUUUGUGUCUGUGGGUGCUGGAACAAUGGCAUGAGCCAGAGGGUGGAGAGUUGACAGGAGGCCUCGUUCCCCUUGUCUCUGAAAUCAUGGUGACAUCGCUGCUGCUUCUUUUAACCUCCUUCCGUCGGGCCUGUAAGACAGAGCUAUUCCGCCUGGCCUUUAAUUUGAAUUCAGCCUGAUCUUUUAUUUCCCUUCUCUUCCCUCCUCCCCCCCUUUUAUGAAGAUCACCCGCUCUGAGACCCCAUAGCUAAUUCUCCCCUGGUCUCCUCGCUGGCCCAAGUAGGACCAAUUUAGCCCUGGGGAUUAUCUAAUUGAUUUUUGAAUUUUAUUGUUAUUCAUGUUUUUAUACUGCAUUUUAUGCUGCUUUUAUAAUUAAGUGUUUUAAAGUGUUUUAAAUUCGUUGUUAGCCGCCCUGAGCCCAGUUUUUGAACCGGGAAUGGCGGGGUAUAAAUAAAAAAAUUAUUAUUAUUAUUAUUAUUAUUAUUAUUAUGGCUAAAAUUUACAGAGAUUGUAAAUCUCUUUACACCUUAAAAGCGGCAUAUGAAUGUUAUAUAUUAGCAGUACUUGAGGUAGCCUAGUCAGCUGGGAGGAUGGAUGUUGGUGCACUCGCCCAGGUCAUGCCUAAGAACUGGGAUUUUGGAGGGGCAGAUAAUCAUCAUCAGUAGUAUGUUUAUACCACUUAAUAUGCAAGGAACCUAAGUGGUUUAUGUAAUACACAGUAAGUUUUUUUUUAAUAAAGUAUAUUAAUGUUUAAAACCAAAAAUACAAAGAACGACAUCAGAAAAUACAGAGAAGCCAUCAACAAAACAUGCAGUUAAAUAUCAAUAAAUAAUCAGCAUGACAGUGUGAUAAAUCUUAUGGGAUAGAUGAGUCCUUAGGCAGUGUUUAGAGUUGGCCACUGUUUCUGGCUCAUGGACAGCACACAGAAGGGUGUUUGACCAUUGGUCAUGUCGACUGGGUCCAAAAGUAGCUGGAGUGUCUUGGGUUCCCUAUCUGCAUGGAGAAUUACACCUCUUCGCUUUCCCUUACGCUGCUUCUGGCUCUUCCAUCAACAGACGGGUGCAAGGAAGUGAAAGAAAUUGGGGAGUGGACUCAAUCCAGAAGAGGGCUGUGGAUUUCUGAAGUCCACAAAUGCUCCUUUGCUUAGAACACAUGGAUUUUUGGUUCUGGGAGACUUUUGUGUCAGGGAAAGCAGGGUUCUGUGAGAGCCAGUGUGGUGUAGUGGUUAAGAGCGGUAGACUCGUAAUCUGGUGAACCAGGUUCGCGUCUCCGCUCCUCCCCAUGCAGCUGCUGGGUGACCUUGGGCUAGUCACACUUCUUUGAAGUCUGUCAGCCCCGCUCACCUCACAGAGUGUUUGUUGUGGGGGAGGAAAGGAAAGGAGAAUGUUAGCCGCUUUGAGACUCCUUCGGGUAGUGAUAAAGCGGGAUAUCAAAUCCAAACUCUUCUUCUUCUGCAGACGGGGACCAUGGUGUGGAUUGGCAUCUUGUUUUACACCGACCCGGCCGGCCUCCGCCCUUACCUGGCCUCUCAAGUCACGGAGCAGAGCCCGCUGGGUGAGGCAGGGCUGCCCGCCAUGCCGGUUCCUGGAGAGGUCCUUCCCACUGGCGACGCCAAGCUGUCCCUCUCUGUCUUCGCUUCGGACCCCGUCCAGCAGCUGUCCGAGAACCAGACGCGGGAUUCGCUGAGCAGGCAAGAAUCGAGCCACCGUGCCAAGGCUGAAGAGCAGGAGAGCCGGGGGAGCAGCGGGCAGCCGGAUCUGGGCCCCAAGGCGGAAGUGACAUGGGGAGUGGAAGAUGAGGAGAUCUGGAGGAAGCUCUCCUUCCGGCACUGGCCUUCUCUGUUCAGCUACUACAACAUCACGCUGGCCAAACGGUGAGUGGCAAGAAGACAGCCCUGAUGUUUCUGCCAGGGCAGAAAGCGCACAAAGUCUCUCUGCUGCAUCUGUGGACUACGUUGGUUAAGCACAGGGAGGGAAUGUCUGGCCAGAGUCUUCCCUGUAUGUCAGGAGGCUUGUGUACUUGGAUAUUGGCCUCCAAAGUUGGUGUGGAGUCUUCUAGCCCCUUGAGCUCUGGGUGUACGGCUGGCUUCUUCCUGUUAAAACUGUGGCAUUCCCAAAGCAAAGGAAGGAUUGGACUCUGAUUAAUAGAUUAAUAGAUUGACCAGCAAUUGGGAGAGGUGCCAAUAAUAAUUCCUGUCCACCCCUCGGCCCAGGUCGUUUUAUUCACAAAAUAACUUUUUACACAGUGUUCGUAAGAACCAAUCAGAUUUCCUCUGAGCAUUUCAAAAAACCCCACAUGGGGACAAAGUUAGAUCAGAAGAAAUUCUUUUAACUACAAAGAAACUAUUUCCUACUUGAGCAUGCAUAGUAGUCCAGAGUAAAUAAAAUAGGAAGCAAUGCUUUUAGGAAAACCCGGAAGUCAUAAACAGCAGUAAACAGUAUUUACCAUCUCCUUGUGAACUCUCUUCCUGGCCCUUAGAUCUAUCUACAGAUCAAAGCAACCUGCUAUCUUUAUGUACUGAGGAUGCCUGAUGAAGCAACUGGCCUGUCUUUCAGAAUGCUUAUACGUGCCUGUCAGGCAGAGAAAUAGGACAGAUGCAGAGGCAUGGAUUGAUCAGAAAUCGCAUCAAAAUGGCUCAAAUCCAGUCAACGCAAUGCUUUCAUCGCAGACACAAAUGGCUUCCUCCAUAUUUUUUUAUAAUUCCCCAUAGCAAUCCCACCUGAUCACUACAAAAACUGUGGAACUCAUUCCAGCAGGAGGCAGUGAUGGCCACCAACUUGGCUUUGAAAGAAGAUCGGACAAAUUUAUGGAGGAAGAGAGGGCUAUUGACGGCUACUAUUUGUGAUGGAGCCUACGGUCUGCCUCCACAGUUUGAGAUAGCAAUGAUUCCGAAUGCCCAAGGCUCUUGUGCUUGAAUCUUGUUUGUGGGUGUUCCACAGCCAUCUGGUUGGCUGCUGUGAGAACAAGAUGCAGAACUAGAUCGGCUCCUGAUCCAGCAGGAUCCUCUUAUGUUCUUUGCUCUUGUAUCCUCUGAUAACACGGGGUGCUCUUCUUUCCCCUCCGGCCAUGCAUUUUGGAAUUAUUUCAUUUGUUCUGUUUACUUCCACACUGCUUCCUCGUCCGUGUUCUCAAAGUAGCAGUAGUAUUUUAUGAAAAAAACAGAACUCAACAACAAGGGGUGGGGGUAAAAGCAUUGACACCUGGGAGAGAAUUAGCAAAGAUUCAGAAAGAACAGCAGCUGCAGUGGAACCUCAGUUUUUGAACAUUUCGGAAGCUGAACGCUGAAAACCCGGAAGUGAAUGCUUCUGUUUUCAAACGCGACUCAGAAGUCGAAUGGCUUCUGAAACGUGUUUCUCAUUUUUCCCCCAUUCAGUUUGCCGACAGGCCUUUGAUCCUUGGUUGUGCAAUGUUUUGGAAGUCAAAACAGUUUUCCGGAAUGGAUUACGUUCGAAAACCGAGGUUCCACUGCAGUGAAAAAAGAUCCUGUUAAGGCUCAUGUGCUCCGGCAUAGGGCAGCCUGUUCCUGCCACCUUCUGAAGGAAGAGAGGGAAAUGGGCAGUCAAACCUCGCCUGGCCAGGAACUAUUAUUAAUGGAGGCACCCCCAGUGUCAUAUCACAGUCUUGUUUUUGAUAAUCUACAAAAAAUUGUAACUAAAAGCUGCCUUCUGGCUUAUUCACACAGUACUGGACAUUGCAUCGAGCUAAGAAACGCAGGCAGUGAAAAAGCCAUGAACUGAGUGAAAGCCUUUCUGCCUCUUGUCCCUGCUUUUUCUAUGUUGGCCGGUCAGUCCUGUCAUUAUCGCUUCUCUUACUGCUCUUGCAGGUACAUCAGCAUCCUUCCAGUCAUCCCAGUCACUCUGUACCUGAACCCGCAGGAGGCCUUGGAGGCACGCCAUCCUCACGAGGCAAAUCGAUACUACCCAUUCUUCUCACCGAGCAGUGAGAAGUCGGAGCAGGUGGCAGAAGGUGUGCCCAAAGUGCAAGGGCACCAAGACGUCACGCUGUACAAGUAAGAGAGCUGAUCGUGGGGGGGAGAUGCUGCCAAAGUGAGGGGUGGGGAGGGAAGAGGGAGAGCUGAGGGGGGCCAUUAAGACACCCGCUGGUUUGUAAGCCUUUGCCGGGCAUGGCAUGCCACUCUCCUGCUUUAGAGUGGCUGGUUUCUCAGUAUCUUGCAGAACAGAAACUACCGUAGUGAGUUGGGUGAAAGAUCUGCUUUUAUCCCACACAAUUUAUCCGAGAUGUGUGUGCACCUUAAAAUUCUUAUAACAGAGCAUAGCCCUGUGUUCUCUCUCAGCUGCACUGACUCAAGCGCUAGAUGACCCUGCUGUAGCCAUUGGCACCUGUUUGGAUCUGUUGUAUUCUUUCCCUUUAUUUAUAGAAAUAUUUUAUGCCGUGUCAUAAAAAGAUAUAUCAAAGCAGCUUGCAGCAGUAAAACCAUAAAACCAUGCAAUAAAGAACUUAAAAACAGACAUCAACUACCCCUUGUGGCAGGAUGCAUUCUUAAUUGCCUGCAAAGGCCUGGCAGAAUAGAAAAGCUUUAAGCAAGUGCUUGCAAGUUGGCACAGAAGGCUCCUGCUGAAUCUCUAGUGGCAGGGAGUUCCACAGGACUGGGCCAGUGGCAGGCACUGUAGACUUGGUUCCUUUCUGUCCAGUGAGCCUCACCAAUUCGGGGAACGACCAGCCGUGCUCCUGCACAUGGUCUCAGUGUACUUGAAAUGAUGGGAUUGGAGCCAAAGGUAUUUGUGACUGACUGACUUCUCCAUUUUCCACGAACCACCUCAGGGUCGCUGCUUUGGGACUGGCGUCUGGGAUCCUCUUGGUCCUCCUGCUCUUCUGCCUGUACAAAAUCCUGUGUCCCAAAAACUAUGGGCAGAACGGGCUCUCCCACAGCCGGCGUAGAAGAGGAGACCUGCCCUGCGAUGACUAUGGCUACUCUCCGCCGGAGACAGAGAUCACCCCUCUGGUCCUCAGGGGCCACCUGAUGGUAAGAAGCAAGACAGGGGCCUUGGUGUAGCAAAUGUGUCUCAUCCCUAGCUUCUCCAUCCUGACUAGAGCAGAGGCGAAACCACAUAGAGGAAGCACAUCCAAACAUAAUGCUGUUGCAGAAUUUUUAAAGGCUGUGUUUUUUGACAGCUCGAUGCUGGGUGGGGUCACAGAAGGGGAUGCUGUGGGGGCAAGAAACGCUAACAAGGGGGGGGGGCAAGGAACUGUGGGGCACAAAGCACCCUUUCCCAGUUGCCUGGCCACUGGGAAUCUUUCCCAAAAGACCUAGUCUUUGCCAGUCAGUGCCCAUAAGCUUUCAGAGAGAGAGACAGAGCUGUUUCCUUCCUUCCCUGCAUGUUCACUUAUUGGAGAUCCCUGGUUUGCCACUAUUGAAAGGAUAGGAAAGAGGAUUGAUAGAUGAAGAGAUACCACGGAGGGGGGAAAGAAUUUUUCUGUAUGCAAGUACAGCUGCUAGAAUAGUGAUUGCUGUUAGGUGGAAGUCACAAACGAUACCCGCAAAGGAGGAAUGGAUUUGUAAACUAAAUGAAUAUUUAAUUUUGGCAAAGCUAACCGCUAUAAUAAGAAAUCAGUCAAAUCAAAAAUUAAGUAACGAGUGGAAAUUUUUUGAUGAAUUUAUGGCAAAAUAUUGCUCAAAAAAAGAUACGGUGACAUGCCUAGAUUAAAAUGUGAAGUACUGGAUGGAAGAAAAAUUAGUAAGGAAAAAUAAUAAGAAUAUAUAGAUGAUUUGAGAAGAUUGUAGAAUGCAAAGAUUAUUGUAAAUUGUGUAAUGUGCAGGAAAUCGAGUGGGGGUGGAGGGAAGUGGGAGGAAGGAGAAAAGAAUAAUGUGAUGGAUUGAGGAAAUAUAAAUGUAAAUGUAUUGGGGGAUGGGGAGGAAAUGGUGUUGGCUUUGGUACAUUUGUAUUGUAAUGUAAUAUGUGAAAACUAAUAAAAAAGAAAAGAAAGGAGGGGGAAGGAUAGGAAAGAGGGUGCCAAACUGGAUGGAUUCGCUCUGGUCUGAUCCAGCAGCCAGACUUUUAAGGAGGCAAGCCAGGAGGCAUACACUGGAGUCCCCUUGUCCUCAGGGCACGAUCCUUCCUGCAUUGCAUCAGUUGUUCAGCAUUUGACCUGUUGUGUCUUUUUGCAGGACAUUGAGUGCCUGGCUAGUGACGGGAUGCUGCUUGUGAGCUGCUGCUUGGUGGGCCAGAUCCGUGUGUGGGACGCUCAGACGGGCGACUGCCUCACUGUCAUUCCGAAGCAAGGGUAGGUUUGGCUUCCUGCUGCCGACCGGCCGUUCAGGCUGAUGGGCUACUAGCUUCAAUAGCUCCUCAUGGAAAUGUGUGCAAGUCCUUGCUUGGUUGUCGAUUGCUGGCUAUAGAUGAUGCCCCAUUUUAAAAGGCAAUAGAUUGUUUAGGUAAAGGUAAAGGGACCCCUGACCAUUAUGUCCAGUUGUGGCCGACUCUGGGGUUGCGACGCUCAUCUUGCUUUACUGGCCGAGGGAGCCAGCGUAGAGCUUCCAGGUCAUGUGGCCAGCAUGACUAAGCCGCUUCUGAUGAACCAGAGCAGCGCACGGAAACGCCGUUUACCUUCCCGCCCGAGCAGUACCUAUUUAUCUACUUGCACUUGGAUGUGCUUUCUGCUAGGUUGGCAGGAGCAGGGACCGAGCAACGGGAGCUCACCCCGUCGCGGGGAUUCGAACUGCCGACCUUCUGACUGGCAAACCAUAGGCUCUAUGGUUUAACCCACAGUGCCACCCGCGUCCCUAGAUUGUUUACUUAGCCAUUUUUUUGCCAUGUCCCUAUUGGAGUUGCCAAUCCAGCAUGCUCCAGUCCUUAUUGCGGACCUGGGUUCAAAUCCAUGUGCAGUCUAAAUCUCUGGGUUUCCCUGCUCUCAGUCUCAGUUUCACAAAGGGUAGAUAUCAAUAAUCUACUGAUGAGUGUGUUGUCUACCAGAAUAUGUCCAGAAAUGCUUAUGCACAAGGGCUGCCUGACGUCCCUUGAGAAAACGUUGCCAGUGGUCUCUGAAGGAAAAUUCUACUUCUGGCUGAAGUUGCUUAGUGGUACAAGGUGUGUUGCAUCAGCUUCAAUGGGUGGUCGAGCUACCCCCCAAACGUCUGUUGUCUGUUCUCUGGUAGUCUCUAGGUUAGACUUCUGCAAUGUGUUAUAUGUGGGGCUGCCUUUGAAGAUGGUUUGGAAGCUGCAGCAGCCAGGUUCCUCGCUGGGGCAAGAUGCUCUGACCACAAAACAACAAUCCUGGGCUGAUUCCACUGAGCGCCAGUUGAUUUCUGGGCCCAAUUCAAAGUCCUAGCUAUGACCUAGAAAGUCUCUACACAGUCAUACCUCGGGUUGAAUGUGCUUCAGGUUGAGCGCUUUCAGGUUGCGCUCCACGGUAACCCGGAAGUAACGGAGCUUGUUACUUCCGGGUUUCGCCACUCACGCAUGCACAGACGCUCAAAACGUCACGUGCAUGCGCGGAAGCGGCAAAACACAACCCGCGCACGCACAGACGCGCCAUCGCAUCUUACGUUCCAUUCAGGAUGCGAACAGGGAUCAGGAAUGGAUCCCGUUCGCAUUCCGAGGUUCCACUGUAAUCUCUGUUUUUUUGCACACCCGGUCACAAACUUGCAGAAGAAAUGAGCUGCUGGAGUGGCUUAGGGUGGAGGUCUGCUUAAUUCCAAGGUGGCCAUAUCCCUCUCUGUGCUCUGCUUGACCCCUCACCCCACAUCCUCCUCUUCUUGGCUGCCUUCCAGGCUGCGUCGAGAGAACAGCGGCAUCUUCGAUUACCAAGACUGCUGGGACCCCAACCGCCUCGAUAGCAAGAGUGGGCUAGAUGACGGCUCUGACGGCAGCUGCCGCCGUCCCUUCAAGAGGGCCCGGAGCCCCCCGCAGCCCCUCCUGUUCAGCGACCAGCCCGACCUCACCUCCCUCAUUGACACCAACUUCUCUGAGCAAGCCAAGGCCGCAACUGCCCCAGAGCCCCGCCACCGCGCCACCUGCGGCCGGCAGGAGUCUGGCUACGACUUCAGCAGCCUGGUGGAGAAGGUCUGCGAGGAACAGAACCCCUCCAACUGCGUGAACUUCUUGGGCUUCUCUGCCCCCUACGGACAGGUGGCCUUCAGCCCCCAGGCUGGCAGUGGGUCCAGAUCCCCAGGGUGCGGGGGCGAGGAAGGGGACUGCGUAGCCCGCAGGAGCAGCCUUGGGGAUGAGCCCUAUGCUGGGCUGGAGAAGAUGCCCCCCCUUCCCUCUUUGGGCGGUGACUUUGAAAGCUCCAUCUGGAGCCUGGAGCUGCAAGGGAACCUCAUUGUGGCCGGCCGGAGCAACGGGAGGCUGGAGGUAAGGAAGGAGGCCGGGUCUUGUUGGCCUUGGGCUUUUUGAGGCCUGGGGGAAGCAGAGCCUUCCAUAGCUGUGCUUGUUCGGCUGCAGAGUCUCUCCCCCCCCCCCAAGCCCGGAAAGGAAGAACUCCUUUAGGUUUUGAUCGCAAAGGACAUCAAGGGAGGCAUCAGCUCUCUGCCCUGAGGCUGUUGCACACAAAGCCAUGUGCACACGCACACACACCAAGCCCAUGACAGCUUAGCACUGCUCGGGAGCUUUUGGCCCCUGGGCCCGAUCAGGCCCACCAGGGAUCCUUAUUUGGCCCUCCCACCUCUCCGCCACCUACUGUUGUCUGUGGGAUUGUAAACCCACAGGGCCAAAUGGAAAAGAAUCAGAACCGCUCCAGCACCUUCCUUUCCAGUUGUAGUUCAGUGCUUUUAGAAUUUGUACCUUAAAGCCCACCGAUUACAGCUGCAAAACAAGGAAUUGAGAGCGCAGUCUAAAGGCUCCCCAUUUCUUACUGCUUCCAUGCUAUCUAGCAGUGUUAGAAACUCAGCUAUAUAAGCUAGGCACCAAAUGGUUCCUUAAACCAAGGUUACAGUCGCCAAAAUGGAAUGCGUAGUUACUGUUUGGGGGCAAGCCAGCUCUAAAGUCUUAUUUAUCAGUCGUGAGCUAGGUUAAGAAUUAGAGAACUUAAAGGCAUCUUCGCUUGGUCACAAGUGGCCAAUAGUCAGGUACAAAAUGUGCCUAAUUUCGAACACUGCUUUCAAGCAGUGGCUGCAAUCCCUUGGCAUCAGGUGAUUGAGAGGUGGAUGUUCCUGGGGUCCACGGCAGGAAGGGGGCAGUUGUAGCUCUGGCCUGCCAACCAGAUCCAGUUCCCAUCUCUGUCUCAGAAGGUGCCACGGCCCAAUCUGUCUUGAGCAAGGGCAAGGGGAAAUGGGAAGCCAAUGAGCCAGAGGCCAACUCAUGUAACACGCAUCCUCACCUGGCAUGGAAUUGUCACUCUGUUUUCCUUACAUCCCCAAAUACCCCUAGUUCUGCAAAAUGCCUUCUGGUAGUACAGUCAUAUCUUGGGUUACAGAUGCUUCAGGUUGUGUUUUUCCAGGUUGCGGACCGCAGAAUCCCAGAAGUACCGGGACGGGUUGCUUCUGGGUUUCAGCGGUUGCGCAUGCGCAGAAGUGCUAAAUUGCACUUUGUGCAUGCGCAGAAGCGCCAAAUCGCAACCUGCGCAGAUGUGGGUUGCGAAUGCUGCGGGUUGCAAACGUGCAUCCCGCACAGAUCACAUUCGCAACCCAAGCGUCCACUGUAUAUGCCAAGAGGUUCCCCCAAGAGCAUCUAUCCGCACCCAGCCUGCAUGCUGUCUCCAGACUCUGAUGUGGGCGGGGGAUGAGAAGCAACUGAAACAUAACCAAGUUCCCUCCCCGCCCCAUUUCUUUAUAUGCUUGCUGUCCGGACUGGUGGGAGUUGUAUCCCAAAACAUCUCUCUCUCUCGGCCUCUUGUGUUGCAGGUGUGGGAUGCCAUUGAGGGCAGUCUGCAUUGCAGUAACGAAGAUGGCCAGUCAGGCAUCACUGCCCUUGUCUUCCUGAACAGCAGGUAAGCAGCCCGACUCCUCCAUGCCCAGAGCAUCUCUCAGUAGCUGAUGGUUAGUCCUGUCUGGCUGAUGGACCAGCUAUAUUUAGGAGUCUGCCAUGACCCCCUGCUGCUGCUCCACCAUGCCUGCCUUUCCUAAGUGAUCGCAACUUCUCGCCUCUCCUGACUGCAGGAAUAUUCCUCAGGUUUCAGGAGGGUGAGGCUUUUGGCCUGCCUUAACCCAGGAGGAGCUCCUCCUUGUGGUUAGCCCUCAAGCAGAGUUUCCAGGCCUCUCUUGGCUUUCCACAAGGCACACGAUGAUCCUUGGGUCUCAUGUGUAGACUCUUCCCCUCUCCCCACCCUUUGCCAGCCAGUCCAUGCAGCUUAUCUACUUGCACUUUGACGUGCUUUCGAACUGCUAGAUUGGCAGGAGCAGGGACCGAGCAACGGGAGCUCACCCAGUUGCGGGGAUUCGAGACUCCUUAGGGAAGUGAUAAAGCGGGAUAUCAAAUCCAAACUCCUCCUCCUUCUCCUCUUCUUUUCCUCUCCUGUCUCAGGCCACAGGGACAAAUGUUGGCUGGGCUUGUGUGAAGAGGGAGUGCUCAUGUUUCUUUUUCCUUCUGUACCCCUUGGAUAGGAUUGUUGCUGCUAGGCUGAAUGGCUCCCUGGAUUUCUAUUCCUUGAGGACGCACACCUCUUUGGAUCACUCCCAGCUCAGAGGUGAGUGUUGCUCUCCCCACACCUCCCAGGUGGAAGCAGAAGUUUCUUGGCCUGCUGUGGUCACUGCCCCUCCAGGUUCAGGCUGCUCUCUGCUCUGCUUUCCUCUGGAUCUGCCCAGGAUCCAAUAGUGGAAGAGCUGGCAGAUAAUUCCUUCCCCAGCAGCAGGUUCUGGCUAGCUUCCUGCACCUACAGCUUCCAUGCGCUUGAUGACUGUAACCUUUAUUUGACUUCCAUUUCCCCGCCCAGAGUUAGAAUUUGUUUUUCUUUUUAUACACAACCUCCAUCUUCAGAUUCCUGGAGAACCUGGAUCUUGGCAGUAGAAGUGGAAAACUCAAAAAUAUAGAUGGUUUUCCCUCGAGUUUCCCUGGGUACAUAAGAAGAGCCUGCUGCAUAAUAAUAAUAAUAAUAAUAAUAAUAAUAAUAAUAAUAAUAAAUUUAUUAUUUAUAUCCCCACCCAUUUGGCUGGGUUUUCCCAGCCACUCUGGGAGGCUUUCAACAGAAUAUUAAAAUACAAUAAUCUAUUUAAAAUUAAAAGUAGUUGUUGUUCUCUUUGACAUCUGCUGGGAGGGCGUUCCACAGGGCGGGCACCACUACCGAGAAGGCCCUCUGCCUGGUUCCCUGUAACUUGGCUUCUUGCAGGGAGGGAACCGCCAGAAGGCCCUCAGGGCUGGACCUCAGUGUCUGGGCAGAACGAUGGGGGUGGAGACGCUCCUUCAGGUAUACUGGACCGAGGCCGUUUAGGGCUUUAAAGGUCAGCACCAACACUUUGAAUUGUGCUUGGAAACGUACUGGGAGCCAAUGUAGGUCUUUCAAGACCGGUGUUAUGUGGUCUCAGCGGCCGCUCCCAGUCACCAGUCUAGCUGCCGCAUUCUGGAUUGGUUGUAGUUUCUGGGUCACCUUCAAAGGGAGCCCCACAUAGAGCGCAUUGCAGUAGUCCAAGCCAGAGAUAAGUAGAGCAUGCACCACUCUGGCGAGGCAGUCUGCGGGCAGGGAGGGUCUCAUCCUGCAUACCAGAUGCAGCUAAUAAAGAGCAGCCCUGGACAGUGGCCCAUCUGGCACAGCAUCCCCUUCUCACAGUGGCCACCAGGUGCCUGUGGGAAACCUGCAAACAGGAUCUGAGCACGAAGCCCCCUCCCCUCCAAAAGCGUUGCCACAUCCCCCUCUGUAGACACAGCAGAGCAAUCCUUGAUAGCCUUCUCCUCUUCCAUGAAUUUGUCAAAUCCUCUUUCGAAGCCGUCUGGGUUGGCAGCCAUUCCUGCCGCCUUUGGGAGCGAGGUCCAUAGCUUAUCUGUGUACUGCGUGAGGGAGGACUUUCUUUCCCCCGUCUCCUGAGGAGGAAGAGGCCUGACCAAACCAUCUUUCCCCCAGGAACACCCAGCAGGAGCAGCCUCCCAUCCUCUCCCAUGUACAGCAGCAACGAUGUCAUCACGUGUCAGCUGACCCACACGGUGACUUGCGCGCACCAGAAGCCCAUUACAGCCCUGAAGGCUGCAGCAGGGCGUCUGGUCACAGGGAGCCAGGAUCAUACGCUAAGGGUGAGUAACUGGGGGCUGGCAAACGUGCUGUGGAGUGGCGUUGGCUGCAGAACCUCUUCGUUCCAGCUUCUGUUUCACAUUGCCCAUGCCUUGCCCGUGCCCUGUCUGCCGUUCCAUGACAUAUCGGUGGUGCCAGCCAGGGAUGGAGCCUUCAAGCGGCAGGCUGAGGUGUGUGGUGGCUCAAGAGAAGGUGGCUUUAGGUAGGGCCAACGAGGCUGGCCAAGAUGGAGCUCGCCCGUGUUGUUUUGUGAGCCCUCUCCCACUUCCCGGAGGAAGCUUUUGAGGGCAGACUGGAGAAGAACAAGCUACUUGACAUGCUGUGCCUUCAGCAACUGGAGGCAGAAACCGCAGGAGGGCUCUUAAAGCUCGAUUCCUGCUUUCAGGAUUAGGACAUCUCGUUUGUCACUGUAAGAAGAGGAUGCUGGGCCAGGUGGAACUUUGCCCUGAUCCAGCAGGGUCUUCCCAGGUUCUUGCGCCCUUUUCUCCAUUCUGCCCCACCCCCCAGUUAGGUUGCUUGCCUGACCGUGAGCGUUUGAGAGGUGGCAGGUGGUACAUGUUUCUUUACUCCAGCCCUGCAAUAGGCAGCAGCUGGACAUGCCCAGGAGCAAGCAAGGAGGGAAAGGAGAUGCCAAGUUACAGGGAACCAGGCAGAGGGCCUUCUCGGUGGUGGCACCCGCCCUGUGGAACGCCCUCCCAUCAGAUGUCAAAGAGAAGAACAACUACUUGACAUUCUGAAGACAUCUGAAGGCAGCCCUGUUCAGGGAAGCUUUUAAUGUUUAAUAGGUUAUUGUAUUUUAGUGUUCUGUUGGAAGCCGCCCAGAGUGGCUAGGGAAACCCAGCCAGAUGGGUGGAGUAUAAAUAAUAUAUUAUUAUUAUUAUUAAUUAUUAUUAUUAUUACUACUACUACUACUACUACUACUGCUACUAUUACCAGUCUUGUCCAAGACCAGCAGUGCUUGAGACCACAACGUCCAACAGCUUCUGUGGCUUUUCAUGCCAGGCUUGGCCAAAGGAAGGGCAGGCAUGUGGUUUGUCAGCCCCUGUGUGUGUCUUCUGCCCCUUGAGCUCCCCUUACAGGUCUGUGUCUGCACAGGCCAGGGGUUGCCCACUUGCAGUGGGGAGAAUAAAGUGUGUGUGUGUGUGUGUGUGUGUGUGUGAGAGAGAGAGAGAGAGAGAGAGAGAGAGAGAGAGGAGCCCCUCCUGCACAGGCCCCUCUUCCACUGCUGGUGACACCACUUCUUCCCCAUUCAGGUGUACCGCCUGGAAGAUUCCUGCUGCCUCUUCACGCUGCAGGGCCACUCAGGAGCCAUCACAGCCGUCUACGUUGACCAGGUAGGAGGGAACUCACAGGGCCCAGGUUGCAGCUGCAAGAGAAGAGCGAGGAGGAGGGCACAGGUGGAGAAAGGCAGGGGGAACAGGCAAAAUAAGGCCAACCAGCCCACCAGUGUUAUUUAUCAUUAUUUAUUAAAUUUCUGUACCAGCCUUCAUCCGAGGGCCACUGAGCAGUUUACGAUAUAAAAACACAAAAAUGCAUAGCAUGUUAACAAACAAAGACAAUCCCCUCCCAGUUUAAAAGGCAAUAGAUUGUUUACUUAACCAAAGGCCUGGAAGAAGAGGAAUGUUUUUUUCCUGGCACUUAAAGAUAUGCAAUGCUUUCAGUGUUUCCUUCAAAACGAUGAGGACUAGGAUUUUUUUGAGGGUGGGCAGUGAAGAACAGUGAGGUUAGACGUGCCCAGUACACCUUUUCAGUCUCUAUAGAAUGCGAAUAGCCAUGCAGUUUUGACAGCCUCCCCGAUAAACCUCUGGAUUGGGCCUUGCAGGAUCACUCAAUCUUUAUCUUGCUGUUAAAUUUUUAUUAUAAACAGAUCUUCAUAUUUGCUGAGCAUCAAUAAAGGUGCCUUUUUGAGGUUAUAGAAGAAAGGGCACAAUUUGGGAUUUAAACCACACAAGGAACUGUCACACUCUGUCCUGUUCAUCGGUUUGGACAUCUGGAGUAUGAUUUUUCCAUAUGGCACCAGGGCCAAAAUGGCUUCUGAGAAUAAACGAAUUCAUGGAAGGUCCAGCUUUGUCUGGAUUCCAGUUGAACACACUUAGCUGGAGGUGCCUCUUAGCAAUAAGGCCACAGUACCGAUUUCACCCUGAGAUGUAAAAUAUUUCAAUCUCCCGUUUGGAUUGCCCCACUUGUAAGACCCGGCACCACAAUGGCAUUGCAUGUUAGGAUCGUCCUACGCUUGUGUAGGACCCUGGUGGAGACACAUGCCUGACUGGCAUUUUCUCUUCCUCCUGGUCGAUCUUUCGGGAGCUUCAAAAGCUUUCUCCAGUCCGAACAUCACAGCGACUGAUACCAAGAAGCACCGGCACACUUAUGAUCCUGAAGAGUAUUUGCAGUUUGCGUAACAGAACUCAGUAGCACAGCAUUUUGGCUAAUCUACUUUAUUUACAUAUAAUACACUCGGAGCAUUCUGACUUAGCUCCUUCCUCUUUCUCAUCAGACAGCAAAGAGAAAGAAACAAGGGACUAUAGUCCCACUUCACGGAACACAGUAACAUAAACAUCCUGUCUCUGUCACUUCCCACACUGUGGAAUGAAAACAUACACCAUCAUGUGAUAGACAACAAUCUCAUGACUGCAAACAUGGAGCAAGAAUCCUAACAUUGCAUUCCCCACUUGACAGGCCAUUCCUGCUCAUGCUUGGAACGGAGAGGGGAGCUUUGGUGGAGGGUUUGGGUGCUGCUGUGGGUUAAACCACAGAGCUUAGGACUUGCUGAUCAGGUCGGCGGUUCGAAUCCCCGCGACGGGGUGAGCUCCCGUUGCUCGGUCCCUGCUCCUGCCAACCUAGCAGUUCAAAAGCACACCCAAAAGUGCAAGUAGAUAAAUAGGUACCGCUCCGGCGGGAAGGUAAACGGCGUUUCCGUGCGCUGCUCUGGUUCGCCAGAAGCAGCUUAGUCAUGCUGGCCACAUGACCCGGAAGCUGUACACCGGCUCCCUUGGCCAAUAAAGCAAGAUGAGCGCCACAACCCCAGAGUCGGCCAUGACUGGACCUAAUGGUCAGGGGUCCCUUUACCCUUACUUGUGAGGGCAAACGCCUUUAAGGGUGCGCCUCUGCCCAUCUUCUGCGAGGCAGGGCUUCCUUCUGCACUGCUUGGGCCCCAUCUCCCUUUGCUCAUCUUCAUCCAGCAGACUUGUUAGAAGCUUUCAGCCUUAGUUCUCCAGCCUAGCUCUCACCUUCAGGUGGAGGCCUGAGGAAGAAGGACCUGGGGGGACCCUAGUGACUUGGCCCUUGUUGCCUUUCAGACGAUGGUGCUAGCCAGCGGGGGCCAGGAUGGGGCCAUCUGCCUCUGGGAUGUGCUGACGGGCAGCAGGGUGAGCCACAUGUUUGCCCACCGUGGGGAUGUCACCUCCUUGACUUGCACUACCUCCUGCGUCAUCAGCAGCGGCCUGGACGAUGUCAUCAGCAUCUGGGACCGAAGCUCCGGGAUCAAGCACUAUUCCAUUCAGCAGGUGUGCGGCUGGGGGACCCUUCCUCAGACAAUCAGAAAAUCUCACUGCCGGGAAGAACAGCAGUGGCAAUUAGGCUGUGCUGCUUGGAUGAGGCAGCGAGAUCCAGUAGCACUCCGGUUGUCCUGGCAACCUCCCAACCACUCUGUAGUAAUGCGCUGAAUGUGGGGCUGCCUUUGAAGAUGGCGCAGAAGCUUCCAUGAGUCGAGGGAGAGUUUUAAGGGCUCUGCAAUGGGGGUUCCGCCUGUUGCCAAUUUGUUUCUGACCUAGAUUCAAGGCACAGGGCCUUUUAAAGACUUUGUAUGGCCCAGAUCACCCAGAGAUUUGGAGUGUGUUGAGUAAUCAGUGCGCUGGUGGCGCACAGCUCUGUUCUCCUUUCUUUGUUUCUCCACAACUCUGGGGUGGUGUUUGUUCUAUAAUAGGCUGGAUGAGAACCAUUAAUAACAAUAAUAGUAAAUUUUAUUUAUACCCCACCCUCACCAGCCAAGAUCGGGCUCAGGGCGGCUAACAACCAAUAAUAAAAAUAAGUUGAUUGAAAUACAACUUAAAAACCAGGUAAAAAUACAACAUUAAAACAUUAAAAUGCAGCCUCAUCACAGGAGAAAGGAAAAAAGAAAGAGGGGGAGGGAAUCAAGUUGAUUCCAAGCCAAAGGCCAGGUGGAACAACUCUGUCUUACAGGCCCUGCGGAAAGAAAUCAGAUCCCGCAGGGCCCUGGUCUCAUGAGGCAGAGCGUUCCACCAGGCCGGGGCCAGUGUUGAAAAGGCCCUGGCUCUGGAUGAGGCUAAUCUAACUUCCUUAGGGCCUGGGACCUCUAGGGUGUCGCUCUUUAUGGACCUUAAGAUAUUGAAGCUGAAACAAGGCACUGCUCGUGGUUGUGUCCCUUGACUGGCUUCCCCCAAAGCAUGAGGUGAGCAGCGUGGGGCACUUCUGGGUCUGCUUCUGUCGCUCGAAACACAAGUGGCCUCAGAUGCUCAAAAUUCUUCCAUCUGUUUCAGCCCAUGGCUCAACUGCAACCCUGUGUGGGCAGGGAUAACUUGGCUCCAGUUGUCUAGGCUGCGUUACCAUCUAGGUUAGAUUGCUGCAAUACAUGGGGGGCUGCCUUUUCAAGACAGUUCCAAAACUUACAGCUACGGCAGGAUUCAGCAGCCAGACUUUUAACUGAGACCAGAAGGUCUGAACAUAUUACACCAGUUCUGGCCUGACUACACUGGCUGUGGAGUAGUUCAUGGGUUCAGUUCCAAGUUCUGGUUUUGACCUUUAAAGCCCCGUGUGGCUCACGACAAUAUCUCAAGGAUCACCUCUCCCUGCAUGAAGCAUCCCAGACCUUGCUGGUCUUCAUCAGGGGCCCUUCUGUGGGUGCCCCACCUGAAUGGGAUGCAGAGAGUGGCCUUUUCAGUGGUGGCCUCCUGUCAGUGGAAUGCCUGUCAGUCUUUAGGCCCCAGGCAAAGGCCUUUCGGUUUACCCAGGUCAUUGGGAAAGCUGCCUCCUGCAGUGGUGCUCAUCUUUUAGUUGUAUGAGCCCUUUGUGUAUUUAAUGUUGUUCAUUGUAUGACAUUUUUCUGUUCUUUAAAGUCUGAAAAAUGUAGUACAGUGGUGCCCCGCAAGACGAAUGCCUCGCAAGACGAAAAACUCGCUAGACGAAAGAGUUUUCCGUUUUUUGAGUCGUUCCGCAAGACGAAUUUCCCUAUCGGCUUGCUUCGCAAGACGAAACGUCUUGCGAGUUCUUGCGAGUUUGUUUCCUUUUUCUUAAAGCCGAUAAGCCGUUAAUAGCCGCUAAUAGCCGUGCUUCGCAAGACGAAAAAACCGCAAGACGAAGAGACUCGCGGAACAGAUUAAUUUCGUCUUGCGAGGCACCACUGUAGUAAUAGAUCCAGGUUAACGGAAGGAGAGUUGUGUUCCCUCCCUUUAUAUUUGUGCCUGUUCACUGAAGUUUCCCAGUGAGACCUUUGCCAGAUUAUCCACAGUGGCUGCUAGGGCUCUUUUAGGAUCAGCCCUGCAGUUGUGGACUUUACACUAGACAUACCCAGGUCUCCUUAGAAUUAGUUUAGACCAGGCCUCCUCAACCUCGGCCCUCCAGAUGUUUUGAGAAUACAAUUCGCAGCAUCCCUGACCACUAGUCCUGCUAGCUAGGGAUGAUGGGAGUUGUAGUCCCAAAACAUCUGGAGGGCACAGGUUGAGGAAGCCUGGUUUGUUGUUGUUUAGUCAUUUAGUCGUGUCCGACUCUUCGUGACUCCCUGGACCAGAGUGCUCCAGGCACUCCUGUCUUCCACUGCCUCCCGCAGUUUGGUCAAACUCAUGUUGGUAGCUUCGAGAAAGCCUGGUUUAGACCUUUUUAAAGCAGUCUUUUAAUCUUCAGGCAUGCCCAAGUAUGUCAUGGAUGUGACAGAAAGUCAAAUUAGUGAGUGUUACAAUUUAGAACACGGGUGGUGCUGUGGUCUAAACCACUGAGCCUCUUGGGCUUGCCGAUUGGAAGGUUGGCGGUUUGAAUCCCCGCAAUGGGGUGAGCCGCUUCUGGCGAAACCGUUUUUCGGUCCCAGCUCCUGCCCACCUAGCAGUUCGAAAGCACGUCAAAGUGCAGGUAGAUAAAUAGGUACCGCUCCGGUGGGAAGGUAAACGCCGUUUCCGUGCGCUGCUUGGUUUCGCCAGAAGCGGCUUAGUCAUGCUGGCCACAUGACCCAGAAAAACUGCGGACAAACGCUGUCUCCCUUGGCCAGUAAAGGGAGAUGAGCGCCGCAAGCCCAGAGUUGUCCGCAACUGGACUUAACUGUCAGGGGUCCUUUACCUUUUUACAAUUUUGAACGAAACACAUUUUGAUUGCCAUUUUAAAGUCUUGGUGGCUUUCUGUUUUGGAACGUAUCUAAAUUGAAAAAACAGCUGUAGUGUUACUACUUUAUUUCUCCUUUGAUUUUUCUUUCAGUUGUUUUUUAGGUCUGGCUCCUGGUUUUCAAAGAGAGCCAAGUGCCAAAGUCAUGCCUAGGGAAGGAAGAGGGGCUGUCAUUGACUCCUAGCCACGAUGACUUUGUUUCCACACUUGGAGACAUCAGUGCUUCUGAAUAUUAGUUGCUGGAAACCACAGAAGGGGAGAAAUGCCCUUGUGCUUGGGUCCCUGCUUGCUGGUUUCACAGAAUCAGCUAGUUGGCCACUGCGAGAACAGGAUGCUGGACAGCCAUUGGCCUGAUCCAGGAACCUCUUAUGAAUUACACCUUGGGUGGCUGGAACGUGCGUUCUGACACCAGCAGUUGCCUGUAAUCCGCGCCUCUGGUGCUGUGGACACACAUGGCAAAGAUUACCCCCACGUACCUCAUGACAGGCUCCGUUCAGCCCCACCUCCCCUUCUCACCCUCUUUCCGUUUCCUCUCUGCACAGGAUAUGGGAUGUGGGGCCAGCCUGGGAGUGAUCUCUGACAACCUGCUGGUGACCGGAGGCCAGGGCUGCGUUUCUUUCUGGGACAUCGGCUACGGAGACCUGCUGCAGACAGUCUACCUGGGCAAGAGCAAUGAAUCGCAGCCCGCCCGGCAGAUCCUGGUCCUGGAAAACGCGGCCAUCGUCUGUAACUUUGGCAGCGAACUCAGCCUGGUCUACGUCCCGUCAGUGCUGGAGAAGCGAGACUGAAGCAGGAUCUUGCGGACAGGCCAGAAAGGACCUCCUCAACCUUCUGAUUUUCUAACUAGGAGGGGCAGGGAUCAGGGCAGUCUCUUGGGGAGCAGAGAGAGCCGCUGCCUCUCCCCAUCUUCCAGCAGUUCCAUUUUCUUUCCCCGGUCUGCAAUUUGACGGUGGUGGAAGAGAAGGGGGCUGACAUCCGCAGGGGUUGAGCAAGGGGGUGGUUUUCUCCGUGCUCACAAUAAGCUAAGAAGAACCCGGCACCAGAGGACUGUGGAGGUAGAACACCCUGCUGUGGCUGCAGGUAGUAGUUGCGUGUGAGCAAGCGUUGAGAGAUGGUGGGCUGAGGGAAGACCCUCCGUCAAAGCCCUGCCUCCCACUUGCAAUCUAUAAAAGGGAGAUGGGUGUGUGAGGACAGGGCUGCAUCCCCAAUAAGUCUUUUGCUCUGGCUGCAGUGCCCAACUCCUCCCUCGAAGGUCUGUCGCUGCAGGAGCUCUUUGCACAUGCCCGUGAGAGCUCCUGCUGGGCAGGAUGUGUUUGUGUGUGGCCUCCUGAGGCACAGCGAUAGCGAGGAACAGCUGCUUCAGUGCUGUUGCUCCACACACCCCCUCCUCCUCCUCCUUCCUGAGCUCCAUCCUUCCUCUCUCCUCUGGCAGGCACUGCUUCUGUCCCACACUUUGAAGGAGGAAAAAACUGGGCUGGCAGCUGUGGUGGGACUCCUACGCCUGGGCAGGUGGAGGUGGGUGGGUAGAAUUUUUAGCUGUUUUCCUAGAGGGAAAGAGAGCUAACACACCGAGAGCCUGUGAGGUCUCUCCAGCUGCAGUAGCCCUGGGAUAGCUGUCCUACCGAUGCCACAGUCCUCGUGGCAGCCUCCUCCGGCCUGCAAAGGGUAGGCAUACUGCGCUACCUGCCCUAUUUAUUGAUGUGCUGUACAUAGUUAUUUAUUCUGGCAUGCAAGCGUGAGGGGAGUGGGGAAGCUUGAACUCCCAGGAGCGGAAGGCCUCUGCACCACCUGCUCACGUACCCUCCCUCUGCAUCAGCCUGGAUUGGGCCAGUGAAGGGGCUGCAGGCGGCUGUUCUACAACGGCUAGAGCUAGCUUUGUACUGUGGAGAGAAAGUGGGGGGCAGGCAGGGGCCUGGCUUCUGCGCCCAACACUGAGGUGGGCGUCUCUGCCCCUCUCCCAGCCUGCCAGAAUACCCCUGCUUUUUACACAACUCCAAGAGGGAGAUAGAUGAACGGUUUGCCAGAGCAGCAAAGGCUGAAGCUUCGGGGCCAGUGGCAGACCUUGGAGUCUCAAAUUUCAGUGGUGCCCUCUGCAGCGCCAAAAUUCAGACUUCCCUCGCCUUCCAUUCUGCGUAAUAGUUGCGGCACCCCCCAAGGCUGUUCGCGCUCCCCUAAAUCCACAGCAGAGUGCGCAACUUUUAUUUUUGGGUGCGCUGGGCUGCAGCUCUGGGAGGAAAGAAAGCAAAAGAGCAAGGGAAGGAACAGAGGUAGCAGAGACACAGAGAAAUGGAGGAAGAGCUGCUGGAAAAAGCAACGCUUUUGAAACGGUAAUACCAUUAAUUGACUGUCUAGUUCACGGUGUUUUUACUUUAGCAUCUCCUGCCGUAGGAGCCCUGUGCACUGUAUGCUACUCAAGGGAGCUGGGGGGGAUUAACCUGCUGUAUUCUGUUUGUCCCACUGCCCCAAGCUUGGCAGGGGCAAGAGACUACUUUGCAAUGCUGGCCAGUGGAGGCCCAUUCAGGGCCUCAAAGCACACACCCCCCCGGCCCCCUUGUGCCCGCUGCUUCCUCUUGGGUCGUUGUCCGUGUCCACACCAUGCCUCAGGUGGCCUUAGCUCUGCUGUGCCCUUUGGACUGUACAGCAGCAGCUGCUUUUGUACCAGAUUGUGUUUUAUAAUGUGUACAGAGACAGACACAUUAAACAGAACUAACUUAA
This is a messenger RNA of Podarcis lilfordi (Lilford's wall lizard), 54682 nucleotides long. The record is from the annotation of a GenBank genome assembly. Lineage: Eukaryota; Metazoa; Chordata; Lepidosauria; Squamata; Lacertidae.